UGCAAGAUGUGGAGGGCGAGGGAGGAGAGAGUGCUGGAGCUCGGGGCGCGGUGGUGGCAGUGGGGCGCGCGGGAGUGCUAGUCUCAAAAUAACCCGGCGUAUUUCGGUCGCGCCGCCCCCCGCGCCGGCUCGGCGGCGCCCGCGCACCGCUCGACAGCUCCGCACUAUCCGCUAACUAUUCGCAAUCGACCGACGUCUUGGAUGUUGGACUUGGGUUAUAAUGACUUGACUUCUGCUAAAUGAACCCGUGGACUAGUAUAAGUUUAUUGCAGUGGCGUAUUUAUUUGACGGGCGAGCCCCGACGGUGUAUCGAGGACUAGUCGAGUGAGAGUUUAGUGCGUGUGCUGCUGUGGCGGCGUGAUGGAGAAGUCGCGGUGGUCGGAGCAGCGCUCCGAACAACGCUCCGAGCAGCGAAUGCAGCACUCGGAGCGGCACGAGCAAAGCGUGCAGUCCGUGCAGCAGGAGGAACGCGUGCAGCGCACCGAGCAUCACUAUACGCGCCAGAUGCUCAGCCAGCAACGAGUGGAGAGCGCUGGAGACCGGUUGGCCAUCACUUCAGGCAGACCCGGUGAGCCCUCGCCGCCGAUAUUCGAGCAAAUCUUCAAAAAUGCGAGAUUUGCGCAAGGCGGUAAUGCAAAAUUCGAAGGAAAACUUAGGGGUAAUCCUACGCCAGUAGUUUCAUGGACGAGAAAGAAAGCACCAUUGGUAGAAUGCAAUAAAUAUAGUAUGAGCUACAACGAACAGACAGGUGAUGUGUCGUUACUUAUCAAGCAGAUAGGGCCUGGCGACGAGGGCGAGUAUACUUGUACAGCGCGCAAUCAGUAUGGCGAAGCCAUCUGCUCCGUAUACAUCCAGCCCGAGGGCGUGGCUAUGCCCGCGCAGCAGGCCUCCCAGCAGCAGAGUUAUCGACACGUUAGUGAGAGCGUCGAGCACAAAUCCUACGGCACGCAAGGAUUCACAUCCGAGCAGUCCCGACAGACUCAGAAAAUGGCUUACACUAACGGCACUUCUGACUAUUCCUCUUCAGAAGAUUUCAAAGUAGAUACGUUCGAAUAUAGACUCUUGAGGGAAGUAUCAUUCAGAGAGACUAUUACCAGAAGAUACGUGGGCGAAAGUGACAUUCAAAUGAGCACCGAAAUCGAUAGAACAUUAGGUGCCGUUGCCCCACCAAAGAUAGCUCAGAAGCCCAGAAACUCAAAACUCCAGGAAGGUGCCGACGCGCAGUUCACCGUACAGUUGUCGGGCAACCCCAGGCCACGGGUAACGUGGUUCAGAAAUGGGCAGAGGCUAGUUAACUCGAACAAAUAUGAAAUCAUAACUACACAUAACCAGACAACACUUAGAGUUAAGAAUACGCAAAAGUCUGAUUCGGGCCACUACACAUUAUUGGCUGAAAACCCCAAUGGAUGCAUUGUAACAUCAGCUUACCUUGCCGUAGAAUCGCCACAAGAAACUUACGCGCAGGAUCACAAAUCACAAUAUAUUAUGGAUACUCAGCAAACAGAGACUGAAGAAAGAGUAGAAAUAGUUGAGAAAGCUCUCGCUCCGCAAUUUGUAAAGGUCUGCCAAGAUCGAGAUGUAACAGAAGGGAAAUUGACGCGAUUCGAUUGCCGCGUCACGGGCAGACCUUACCCUGAAGUCACGUGGUUCAUUAACGAUAGACAAAUCCGAGACGAUUCUAAUCAUAAGAUAUUAGUCAACGAGUCAGGUAAUCAUGCGCUUAUGAUUACAAACGUCGAUCGAAGUGACAGCGGUGUAGUCACGUGUGUCGCCCGCAACAAGAGCGGCGAGACAUCCUUCCAGUGCCGACUGAAUGUCAUCGAGAAGGAGCAAGUGGUGGCUCCCAAGUUCGUCGAGCGUUUCAGCACGCUAAGCGUACGUGAAGGCGAACCUGUGGCGCUGAAUGCACGAGCAGUUGGCACACCUACACCGCGGAUCACAUGGCAGAAGGACGGCGUUCCGAUUAUACCCAAUCCAGAAUUACGAAUUAAUACCGAUGGUGGGACCUCGACACUGGACAUCCCUCGAGCCAAGGCGUCGGAUGCGGCAUGGUAUCAGUGCACCGCCCAGAACGUCGCAGGUUCCACCGCCACUCGGGCAAGGCUCUACGUGGAAGUUCCGAAGGAGCCUCCGCCCGAACAAAAGCGUCUGCACUUACCGCGGCCAACAAGGAUAAUCGAACCAGAGCCUGCUCCUGGACCAGAGAUUAUUUACUUAAGGCACGUGGAAAGGGCACGACCUUACGUUCCUCCGGGUGAGGAAGACCGAGUUUAUCCUCCACCACAGUUUAUCGUGCCACUGAAGAGUGUAUCACAGAUGGAAGGUGGCAAGAUUCACUUUGAAACGAGAAUAGAACCGGUCGGUGACCCAACGAUGAAGAUAGAAUGGUUGAGAAAUGGACAAAGUAUCGAAGCAAGUUCAAGAUUCACGUCAAUAUUCAGGUUUGGAUACAUUUCUCUAGAUAUGCUCAGUCUUAACAUUCAAGAUAGUGGAGAAUACACAUGCCGAGCUGUUAGUGCAACCGGUAUGGCCGAGACUAAAGCAAUGUUGCAAGUUACACCUAGAGCAACUAUUGAAAGGACUAGCCAACACCCAGAAAGUCUUCAAUACAUUCAACAAUUAGAAGAUUACUCUAGAUAUCAGCACCAAGAGUCGGUUGAUGAAAAUAUAUCACAGAGGCCUCAAUUUAUCAGGCCUUUGCAAGAACUUGGUGAACUCCAAGAAGGCAGAAACGCUCACUUUGAAGCUCAAUUGACGCCGGUCAGCGACCCGCACAUGAGAGUGGAGUGGUACAAAGACGGUCGUCCGAUUACAGCCAGCUCGCGAAUCACGUCAAUCUUCAACUUCGGUUACGUCUCCCUUAACAUCAUGCACCUACGGGCUGAAGAUGCAGGUUCGUACACAGUGAGAGCUGUAAAUAAACUGGGCGAAGCCGUCAGCACCGCUUCCAUCAAAGUAGCGGCAAGGAGCACGGUCACUUCAGAUCUCGGCAUACCAGAGCAAAAACGCUAUAUAGAAAAAACAGAACAAUUAGAAGCAUAUCAGCAACAGCAACAUGUUAAAUAUUAUCAAGAAGUACCUGAAAGUACACAACGACCAGAAUUCAAAACACCUAUUAAAGAUCAGCUUAACGUUAAGGAAGGUGGAUUUGCCCAUUUUGAGGCUCGUCUCGAGCCGGUGGGCGACUCUACCUUAAGGGUAGAAUGGUUAAAAGACGGACGUCCUGUGGAAGCUAGUUCAAGAAUAACGACAUUCUUCAACUUUGGAUAUGUAGCACUGACAAUUAAGUCAGUGACUGUUCAUGAUGUUGGUCAUUACACUUGCCGAGCCUACAAUGCGCUCGGACAGGCAACUACUAGUGCCCACUGCACUAUUGUAACCAAGAAAGAUAUCAUUGCGGAAUCGCAACACCCAGGAGGUCUCGAGAAGAUUCAACAUCUAGAGGAUACAAACAGAUACACGAAGCGAUCUGAAGAAGAAGUGAGAGUAGCACAGAAGCCUCGCUUUCUCGGACCUUUGAAAGGUACAAAUAAAAUUGUAGAAGGGCAAAGUGCCCAUUUCGAAGCGAGAGUAGAGCCCCAGAGCGACUUGACUAUGUCUGUGGAAUGGUAUUUUAAUGGAAAGCAAAUCAAACAAGCUAACCGUACUCAAACUUACCAUGACUUCGGAUACGUUGCGUUAGAUAUAUCCAGCGUUCGAGCAGAAGAUUCCGGAACGUACACUGUUGUAGCUCGCAACGCUGCUGGAGAAGCUCAGUUGAGCACUUCAAUGGUAGUAGAAACACGGUCCAGUAUUGAUACAUCAAGUAUUCAUCGUGGCCUAUACGAGAAAACACGCCACCUUGAAGAGUCCAAAUUUGUGGAACCAAUGUAUCAAAUUGAAGAAAUUUCAAAGUCGAAACCUAUUUUCGUACAGCCGCUAUCAGACCCAGCGCCUGUAUCAGAAGGUAAAAAUAUUCAUCUCGAAUGCAGAUUGGAACCUAUGGGUGAUCCUACAAUGAGAGUCGAAUGGUUUCACAAUGGAAGGGCUGUGACAGUCGGUUCCAGAUUUAGGACUUAUUAUGACUUUGGUUUUGUGGCACUAGACAUUAUUCACGCUACAUCUACUGACACCGGUGAAUAUACAGUAAGAGCAGUCAACCACUUAGGUUCAGCUCACACCUCAGCGAUGGUACGAGUCAUCGAAAGAUCUGAUAUUCUGACUGAGACUCAGAACGAACAAGCUGUCGAACAAAUUCAAAUGCUCGAGGAUGCGGCACGCAGAAGUAGGCAAGUUCAAGAAGACAUAACAGUAAUGCAGGCACCACAAUUUUCAAGAUCCCUGCACAACGUUGAAACCGUUGAGGGAACAAACGUACAUCUGGAAUGUCGAUUGCAGCCAGUUGGCGACCCGACCAUGAGAGUGGAUUGGUUCUGCAAUGGCAGACCGAUUAAGACUGGCCACAGAUUUAGACCAGCUUAUGAAUUCGAUUAUGUAGCUCUUGAUCUCUUAAGCGUGUACCCUGAAGAUUCCGGAGUUUACACUUGCCAGGCAACAAACCAGCUCGGUGAAGCUGUUACUUCUUGUGCGCUACGCGUUAUUGCAAAGAAGGACCUUAUUUUUGAGUCCCAGCAUCCAUCAGGCCUCGAGAAGAUUCAGUACCUCGAAGAUGCUUCUCGCUACAAGAAGUCCGAAAUGAUUGACGAGACUAUUAAUAUCAAACCACACUUUGUGACUAAGCCCAAAUCAAUAGAAAAUGUCGUAGAAGGGCAUCACGUUCACUUCGAGUGUAAAUUGGAACCAGUAACUGAUCCUAAUCUGAAAGUGGAAUGGUUUAAGAAUGGUCAACCCGUGACUAUUGGACACCGAUUCAGACCAAUUCACGACUUUGGUUAUGUAGCCUUAGAUAUCAUUGACCUAAUUGCAGAAGACUCCGGAGUAUACACUUGCAGAGCUGUUAAUCAUGUCGGAACCGACGAAGUCAGCUGUAGGCUGUCUUGCCGUGGAACAGCAGACAUUAUUAGGGGUACACAAAACGAAGCCGGCCUUGAACAGAUUCAGCAUCUAGAAGACCGAAGUAAAUAUCACAGAUCAGACAUGGUCGAUGAAAUUACAACCCAGGCACCUAUUUUCACAACAUCGCUGAAGAAUAUUGAAAUCAAGGAAGGUCAGCGUGCGCAUUUCGAGUGUAGAUUGAUUCCAGUUUCUGAUGCUACCAUGAAAGUUGAAUGGUACCAUAAUAACCGGCCUCUUAAGAGUGGUUCCAGGUUCACGGAGACCAACAACUUCGGAUUUGUUGCUCUCGACAUCAUGUCUUGUUUACCAGAGGACUCUGGAACUUACACUUGCAGAGCUAUCAAUGCACUGGGUGAAGCCGUUACCUCUGGAAUUGCUAUUGUACAUUCCAAGAAAUCAAUUUACUUGGAGUCACAGCAUGAAGGAGCUCUGGGUAGGCUUAACCAGCUAGAAGAUACAUCAAGAUACCAGAGGCACAGUGCGCAAGAUGAAUUUAUAACUCAGGCUCCGGUAUUUACAAUGCCCAUGAAAGAUAUUAAGGUAGCCGAAAACCAGGCCGCACACUUUGAAGCUAGGCUUAUUCCUGUAGGUGACCCGAAACUUCGAGUUGAAUGGUUGCGCAAUGGGGUCCCUAUCGAAGCUUCUAACCGCUUGACGACAAUGCAUGACUUCGGGUACGUCGCUCUAAAUAUGAAAUACGUUAACCCUGAGGACUCUGGAACGUACACUUGCCGGGCUAUAAAUGAGCAGGGUGAAGCUGUGACAUCCUCGACCUUAUUCGUACAAUCCAAAGCAUCACUCCAAUUUGAAUCACAACACGAAAGUGCCUUAGAAAAGAUUCAACAACUGGAAGGCGCAACCCGUUACCAGCGAAGAGAGGAAGUUGAUAUUGCUAUCAACCAGGCGCCUAGAUUUACUACUCAACUUAAUGGACCUUCAAAACUAGUUGAGGCCCAAAGCGCUCAUUAUGAGUGCAGGAUCGAGCCAUACCCAGACCCGAACAUGCGCGUAGAAUGGUAUUUCAACGGCAAGGUCCUUCAGAGUGGUCAUCGCUACCGCACUUCGUAUGAUUUUGGUUUCGCAGCUCUUGACAUCCUUCAAGUAUACGGUGAAGAUUCUGGCGAGUACACAUGCAAAGUCAUCAAUAACUUGGGCCAAGCUACUUCUUCAAUCAAGUUAAACGUUCAAUCUAAGGAAUCUAUAAUCAGAGACACACAACACGAAAGUGCACUGGAGAAGAUACAAUACCUCGAGGACGAGAGUAGAAACAAGCGCAUCGUCCACGAUGAGAGCUUUGUGGCUGAGAAGCCUCAGUUUGGCAAACCACUCAAAAACACUCAUGUGGCCGAGGGCCACCCAGUCCACCUGGAAGCAACACUUACACCAGUCAACGAUCCAACCAUGCGCGUAGAGUGGUAUUGCAACGGCAGGCCAGUCGCACAAGGCCACAGAUUCAAGACUACGUACGAUUUUGGUUAUGUCGCACUUGAUGUUCUUUAUGCUUAUUCCGAAGACACCGGCACUUAUAUGUGCAAGGCUACAAAUGCCGUCGGUGAAGCAGUUACUACGAGCUCGGUAAAAGUUGAUGCUAAAGCUGGUCUUUACCUCGAUACAUUGGAUGAGCAAAGGUUGAAAAAAAUACAGGAACUUGAACGAUUUGAGAGACCGAAAGCGGUUGAAGAGGAAAAACCUGGUCAACGACCGGUGUUCCUUACGGCUCUAACUAGUCUUGAAAAUUUGAAAGAAGGAGAUAGGGCUCACUUUGAAUGCAGACUUGAGCCAAUUAACGACCCCGAUAUGCAAAUCGAGUGGUUCCUUAACGGUAAAAAGAUUAGAGCUGGACACAGAUAUAGAACGACUCAUGACUUUGGUUAUGUCGCUUUAGAUAUUCUUUAUACUUAUUCUGAAGACUCUGGCACUUACAUGUGCAAAGCUACCAACAAGCUGGGUGAAGCGGUUAACACUUGUACUAUGAAGGUUGCAGGUCACAGAAGUAUCAUCCUGGACACUCAACAUCCCAAUGGCCUUGAGAAGAUCAGGCAAUUAGAGGCACAAGGUCAUCACACCAGGAUGGAAAUCGAAGAGCCCACGAUCAGUAUACCUAGGUUCGUCACUGAGCUUAGAGGAACAACUCAUGUAUAUGAAGGCCAAACUGCGCAUUUCGAAUGCCAGGUUGAGCCUAUUCAUGAUCCCAACUUGCGUAUUGAAUUUUAUCACAAUGGUAAAGCCCUGCAAUCUGCCUCACGGUUCCAUAUCACUUUUGAUUUUGGUUAUGUGUCGUUGGAUAUCCAGCACUGUGUGCCAGAAGAUGCAGGUGAAUAUUCUGUAAAAGCAAUCAAUGCUCUCGGACAGUGCACAUCCGCCAUAUCCAUGACAGUAACCGCAAAAGGCAGUAUUAUAAUGGAAUCACAACGUCCCGAGGGUCUGGAAAAGAUCCGGGAACUAGAAUCUGUGGAGCCAUUCAAGCGGCCUGAAAUUCCAGAACCGGUCACAAGGCAAAGACCUGUAUUCACUCAGCCACUUCAAAACAUUGAUAACAUACAAGAAGGACAAACAGCACACUUUGACUGCCGCCUAAUCCCAGUCGGGGACCCGACUCUUAAGGUGGAAUGGUUCAGAAACGAGAAGCUCAUCGAAGAUAGCUCCAGGAUUACUAAGACCCACGAUUUUGGUUACGUAUCAAUGACUAUUACUCACGUGCGUGACGAAGACGAGGGCGUGUACAUGUGCAGAGCCUCAAACCUAUUAGGAGAGGCAGUUACAACUGCUGCCAUGAAAAUUAAGACUAAGGCAGCCAUACAAAUGGAAACUCAACAUCCCGAGGGCAUGAAGAAGAUUCAACGUCUUGAAGAGCCUUCACAGAGAAGACCUGAUGAACCUGAGAGAGAGUUUGAAAAGCCCAUCUUUACUCAAGUUCUCACUGGGCCUUCGGAGUUGUGGGAAGGACAGCAUGCUCACUAUGAAGCGCGCGUGGUGCCAGUAGGCGAUCCUAGCCUUCGAUUUGAGUGGUACAUCAAUGGUGUUGAACUUAAAAUGGGAUCAAGAUUCCGUACGACGCAUGACUUUGGUUUUGUAACUCUGGACAUCAAUUCCGUUGUUGCGGCAGACGCUGGUUUAUACAUGUGCAAAGCUAUCAAUAGAGCGGGUAGCACAGUGUCUUCGACGUCCCUAAAAGUUAAAACAAAGUCUACUAUUGUUGACCAAGCAAUGCGCCCAGAAUCUUGGGAACAGAUUCAACUUAAAGAAGCUGCAAUGAAUAAGGUUCCUGAAAUGUUUAUUGACUCCGGUGUUCAACAAGCGCCGAUCUUCACUACUCACUUAAAGAGUUACGACAAACUCGUUGAAGGUCAACAUGUGUACCUCGAAGCUCAGGUCGAACCACGCACCGACCCGAACUUAAGAAUAGAAUGGUUUAAAAAUGGAAUAUCUUUAACAACAGGUUCAAGAAUCAAGAGCACAUUUGACUUUGGCCUAGUAACACUGUCCAUUAACGGUAUCAGAAUCGACGAUUCAGGUAUUUAUACAUGCAAAGCAACAAAUCUAAUGGGAGAGGCUGUUUCUACUUCGUCAAUUAAAAUUGAAGACCGUCAUUGGCUCCUUGGAGAGUCCCUUCAUCCUGAAUCAUUGGAUAGGAUUGGGGCAUUGGAGCAACCUAAAGCUGCCAAACCUGAAUCUCCUGAGCCAACUUACGAGAUUCCAGUGUUUAUCUCGCAUUUAAAUAAUAUUGUUUGCAAAGAAGGUGAUAACAUUCACUUCGAGUGCAAUGUCGAGCCAUCUAGAGAUCCUACACUGAAGAUUGAAUGGUUCUUCAACAAUAAUCCACUUCCUUCAGGUACCAGGUACAAGGCAACACAUGACUUCAGUUAUGUGUCAUUAGACGUCACACACACGUACGAAGAAGAUUCUGGAAUCUACACUUGCAAGGCUACCAAUAGCAAGGGUUCGGCUACUACAUCUGGUUCUUUGAGGUGUACUGGAGAUAAACAUAUUUAUCUUGAUACACAACAUCCUCAGGGCAAAUCUGGUUUGGAAGCCGUAGAACAGGCCGAAGAGGCCAGACAAGCAAAGGGUAGACGAUCCUCCGUACCUGACGCAGACUAUCCUAAGCCCGAGUGGGUCGUUCCUGUGGCUGCUGAGCAUCAAUUAGUCGAGGGUCAAUCACUUCACCUCGAGGGUCAAGUUGAACCGAAGAAUGACCCUAAUCUGAAAAUUGAAUGGUAUUUCAAUGGUAAAGUAUUACAACAGGCCUCGCGGUUCAAACUAACUAGUGAUUUCGGAUUUGUGACAUUAGAUUUAAUUGACGUGUAUGAAAGAGACAGUGGUAUUUACACAUGUAAGGCUUUCAACAAAAAAGGUGAAGCAUUUACCUCAUCUACCAUUUUCUGUACCAGCAAGGCUAACCUCAUUGAAGGAACACAACAUCCAAAGGGAACUGAAGGACUUGAAAAGAUUCAAAACCUUGAGGACUCUCUUCGAAGAGAACCCGGCCAGAAGCCUGAUGACGAUACUGGAAGGGCCCCUGAAUUCACAACGGUAUUCCAAGAUAUAGUAGAUAUUAGCGAGGGACAGAUUGCCCAUUAUGAAGCUUCACUGAUACCGACUGGUGACCAAUCGAUGGUCAUCGAAUGGUUCUACAAUGGAAAAACAAUUGAAGCGAGUCACCGUAUUAGAACCGUAUACGCUUUUGGUAUGUGUGUUCUUGAAAUUUUAGGCACCAAGACUACUGAUUCUGGCACAUACUCUUGCCGUGCUACUAACAAGUGGGGACAAGCUGAAAUCAGUGUUAAACUGGAGUGCGUAGAUAAGAGCAAGGGACAAAAACCGAGAUUCACUACACACAUUCAAAGUGUCGAGGGCUUGAAAGACGGUCAAUCGGCUCAUUUUGAAUGUACGGUUAUACCUGUCGACGAUCCCGACAUGAAGAUUGAAUGGUAUCACAAUGGUCAACUUUUGCGUCAUUCUACAAGGAUCAAGACAGUUUCUGAUUUCGGUUUUGUCGUGAUGGACAUAGCGUACACGCAGAACCACGAUGCGGGAGAAUACGUUUGCCGUGCUUACAACAAAUAUGGCGAGGACUUCACCAAAGCUACAAUAAGUUGCUACAGUAGAAGCGGAGUUUACUUGGAGAGCUUGCAGCCUGAUUCGCUAGCGAAAAUCAGAGAGUUGGAGAAUUUGCACGGUGCGCAGCAACAAGCGCCAUCCACUCCGUCUGCUGAGCCACCGAAGUUCCUCACACAAAUUCAGGACGUAACUAAACUGGUAGAGGGCCAGAGUGCUCACUUCGAAGCGAGAUUGAUACCUGUUGAUGACCCAGACCUUAAAGUUGAAUGGUUUUAUAACGGCAAGAAACUUCCCCAUGGACAUAGGUAUAGAACAUUCCAUGACUUUGGCAUCGUUAUAUUGGAUAUAUUAUACUGCUACGAAGAAAAUUCUGGUGUGUACGAGUGUGUUGCGACCAACAAAUUGGGCCGUGAUUCAACUAAGGCUACGCUCAAGUGCACAUCAAAAGAGAACUUGAUCUUGGACUCGCAACUCCCGCGGGGCAUGGAAGGUGGCUUAGAGAAGUUACAAACGUUGGAAGACUCGAUGAUAAGAAGGAAAGAUACCGAUGUUCAGGAGGAAAGAGGAAAGGCUCCCGUAUUUACUGUACCUCUAUCUAAUAUCGAAAACCUGCGAGAAGGAGAAAAUGCUCACUUUGAGGCUCGUCUUACACCAACUGAUGAUCCUAACCUUAAAGUUGAAUGGUACUGGAACGGUAAAUCACUAAAGGCUGGCUCAAGAUUCAGGACGUUCUGUGAUUUCGGAUUUGUUAUUCUAGAAAUCGCACCCACUUAUCCAGAAGACUCUGGUGAAUAUUUAUGCCGAGCUUACAACAACUAUGGCGAAGCUGUUACUACGGCUACUAUGAAGGUGCAAGGCAAGCGCAAUAUCAUCCUUGAAUCGCAAUUGCCCAAAGGCAUGGAAGGCACUAUUGAUAAGAUAGCAGUACUCGAAGGAUACACUGGCACAGUAGACUCGAUGUCACCUGAGGUGGAGAGCGGAAAUCCGCCAGAAUUCAUAACCACUCCUUCUGAUCUCAUUUUGACUGAGAAUUCUUCAGCUCACUUUGAAUGUCGCUUGGUACCAAUUAAUGAUUCUAGCAUGAGAGUGGAAUGGUACCACAACGGAAAACCGUUAUUGACUGGUUCUAGAGUAAAGACCAUCAACGACUUCGGUUUUGUCAUUCUGGAAGUUGGCGGAGUUUAUCAGAGAGAUGCUGGUUUAUAUACUUGCAAGGCAACAAACCGUCACGGUGAGGCGACCGUCUCAUGUAAACUGCAAGUCAAGGGUAGACAAGGCAUUGUUCUUGAACCUCAACUGCCAUCUCACUUCAAAUCAGGUACUGAGAGUAUUCAAAGGCUUGAAGAAACUUUGCAUAAGCGCGAGGAGAUUAUGUCCGAAGAUGAAAAACCAAACCCACCGAGAUUCACUGUGGAAAUCAAGGAUAACGUCGAUGUUCCUGAGGGUGGACCGAUCCACUUCGACUGCCGCGUAGAACCUGUCGGGGACCCAACAAUGAGAAUUGACUGGUUCCACAACGGCAGGCCAUUUGCUACUGGCUCUCGCGUACACAUGCUGAAUGAUUUUGGUUUUAUUGCUCUAGAUAUCGAUUAUAUCUACGCACGUGAUUCUGGUGAAUAUACCUGUCGAGCCACUAACAGGUGGGGCUCUGCCACCACUACGGCAAAAAUUACAUGCAGCGCCAAACGCGAUAUUGUUUUAGAGUCGCAGCUACCACAAGGCAUGAGUGGCGAGAAAAUCAAAGAGCUUGAGAGAGGUCGCGUGAGUGAUGUUCCCAAAGACGAGCCUGUGGUCAGCUCUCCGCCUAAAUUCAUUACUCAGAUCCAAAGUCAUACCGUAGAAGAAUCAGAAGGCGUACGAUUUGAAUGCCGCGUAGAGCCCAAAGAAGAUCCAAAACUAAGGAUUGAAUGGUAUCGCAAUGGUAAACUGUUACCUAGUGGCCACAGAUACCGUACCGUGUACGACAUGGGAUUUGUGUCUCUCGACAUUUUAUAUGUGUAUGCUAAAGAUUCUGGAGAGUACAUGUGCAGAGCUGUUAAUGAUUUCGGUGAAGACUUCACAAAGGGCACCGUUUCGUGCAAACAGCUGCCAGAUAUUAUUCUUCAGAACCAAGUACCUCGAGGAAUGAAGAAAUCUGAAGCAUUGACUCAAAUGGAGGCUACAAUCAAGAAGUAUACGUCUGAAAUAUUCUUAACUGAAGAUGACUUGUACGACGCUGAUAAGAAACAGCCUCCACGAUUUGUGACACAGAUUCAAAGCCAAACGUCUCUAGUUGAAAUGGAGACAACCAAAUUCGAAUGCCAACUGGCCCCUGUUGGAGAUCCUAAUAUGAAAGUAGAAUGGUUCUUUAAUGGCAAACCGCUACUUCAUAAGAAUCGCUUUACACCUAUUUACGACUUCGGUUACGUCGCAAUGAAUUUCGGAUGGGUGUAUCCCGAAGACAGCGGUGAAUACGUCUGUCGAGCCACCAAUCUCUAUGGCAUGGACGAAACCCGGGCUAUAAUCAAAACCGCUGGCAAACCUGGCAUCGUUUACGACUCACAACUACCAAAGCACAUGAAGAGUAUCGAGAAAAUCAGAGAGAUGGAAGCGUCGUGGCAAGUAGCUCCCGAGCAAGCAGUUGAUAUGGAGAAAGCCCGCUCUCCGCCAGUGUUUGUCAGUCGUCCGGACCCGGUAACAGUCGAGGAAGGCGAAUGGGCAAGAUUCUGCUGCCGUGUUACGGGACACCCGAAACCGAGGGUUAUGUGGCUUCUUAACGGAAACACCAUCGUUAACGGAUCAAGAUACAAGCUGACUUAUGAUGGAAUGUACCACUUUGAUAUUCCAAAGACGCGUCAGUACGACACAGGAAAGAUUGAAGUGGUUGCCAGAAGCUCAGCCGGCGAAGCGGUAGCAACAAGUGAACUUAAGGUUAUUCCGAGACACGAUGACUACAGAGGCGUUCUGAAAAACGCUCCCCGACCUUGGUAUGAUGAAACGACACAAUAUCAACGUACUGAAACUGAAUUGGAGAAAACUUUCGAAGAGAGACAAACACAGCAACGCCAGGGCACCAUUGACCAUAGACCCGAGUUGAAACAAAAAUUGCACAAAGAACCCGAAACUGAGUGGCAACAAUCCGUAAAGAAGAAGAAGAGUGAGGAAUACUACAACAAACUCCAAGAGUUAGAGAAUGAACAAGUUGUAAAGGAAAGCAGGCUGCGAGAAUCGACACACCAGUAUGCUAUCCCCGGGGAGAAGGUUGUGAAUGCUUCUGUUGCUAAGGGAAUGGCACAGAAAUAUGAAGAUACUUUGGAGCAGUCUGAACAAGUGGUUGAACAGAAACAAGUAACGCAAAAGAAAGUUGUUCAAAAGCCAAGAAUUCCGGAUCCAUCCGAGUCAACCGUUCAUGGCAAGGAAGUGCAUGUAGCUAAACAGAAACAGGUACAGAAAGAGGUUGUCGGUGACACGGAAAUUACCCGUAAAAUCACAUCCACUGAGACGACUGAGGUUGAACACAAAGCCCAAACUCAGGAAAGGGUAGUAGAAGGUCCAGUCAAGCCUAGCAAUCCACCAGUUUUCACCAAGAAGAUGCAACCCUGCAGAGUAUUUGAACAGGAACAAGCUAGGUUUGAGGUCGAGUUCGACGGCGAUCCACUUCCUACCAUCAAAUGGUACAGAGAGAACUUCCCGAUCAAGAAUUCGGCAGAUUUUCAGAUUCAUACUUUCAGCACUAAGUCUAUUCUUAUAAUAAGACGAGUUUUCAUUGAAGAUUCGGCCGUAUUUUCUGCUGUUGCUGAAAACAGAGGCGGAACAGCUAAAUGCAGCGCAAAUCUUGUAGUUGAAGAACGCAGGAGGCAAGGCCGAGGUGGCAUCAGCCCACCCAGUUUCACAUUGACGGCCCAAAACGUUAAUGUAACUUCUGGUCAGCUAGUGAGAUUCGACACCAAGGUGACAGGAACCAAACCUAUUGAUGUUUACUGGUUGAAAAAUGGACAGAAAGUUCAACCUGACAUAAGAAACAAAAUUUUGGAAGAAGACGGAACCUACACUCUUCUGAUUCUUGAGGCGUAUCCUCAAGAUUCUGGAAAAUACGAAUGCGUAGCUAUUAACACUGCUGGAGAAGCAAGAUGCGACGCCGAAUGCUACGUCAACGCUCCUGCCACGAAAGAAAAACCAAAACCUCAAACUAAAGCCGCAAAUGCACCUCCGGAAGUUAUUGAACCGCUGAAAGACAAAGUUGUUGCUGAGGGACAAGCUAUCGAAUUUAGCUGCAAAAUUAUUGGAAAGCCGACACCUACAGUUCAAUGGUACAAGGGAGAUAAGCUAAUUAAACCAUCGAAGUACUUCCAAAUGUCUAGGGCAGCGGACGAGUACACACUACGCAUAUCUGAGGCUUUCCCUGAAGAUGAAGGAGAUUAUAAGUGUGUGGCGUUUAAUUCUGGUGGACGAAUAACUGCCGCUGCAAAACUGAAAGUUUCCCAGCCAGAUCAAGCUGACGCCUUGCCCACGCUAACACCAUUACGUGACGUCACUGUAAAUGAGGGACAGCCGGCGCAGUUCAAGACUGUCAUUACAAGCAAGGUCAAACCAACCAUUCAAUGGCUACGUGAAGGCGCGAAAAUUCCGGAAACUCCCGAUUUUCAGAUGAUCCACGAGGGCAACAACGCUGUUCUGCUCAUCGGAAGCACGUACGAGGAGGACACCGGAAUCUUUACUUGCCGGGCGAUCACCUCCGCGGGCCAGGUCGAGACCUCGGCAAAACUAGUCGUCAAAAAAUCCCGAACAGUUAUUUCAAGAAAAAAGUUCCAAGAAAAAAAAGGUGCUGAUCAAUUUACGGUCGAUCAAAAAACAACGAUCAGCAAAGCAUUAUAUCAGUCAACAGAAGAAUCCAAUAUUUUACGACUUGAAAACGUACAAAAUGUUGAAACUAAAACUACCGCGGUUCCUUGGCGCACCAAGAGAGUGAUUGAAGAAUUGAAAAAAGAAGAAACUUCCGAAACUGUAAACUGGCGUAAACCAAAGGUACAGGAACAUCAGGAGGAUUCUAUGCAGCAGGUGACUUUUACCGAAGAUGCGAAUAUAUUGACUGUUGAUAACAAAGAAGUUAUUGACAAAACGAAGGUAAUCGAAACAAGGCACUGGAGAAAACCUAAACAUCAGGACAUACAGCAAAUCGAAAGCAUAACGACAUCUGAAGAUAAUAAUAUACUAGCAGUUGACAAAACAAUGGUCACAAGCGAAACCGUAAAACAAGAAGCAGAACCACAAGAGCCAACCAAGCGACGUUCAUCAGCUUUCCAAGAGCAAAAACCUGAAACUGUACCGUGGACUCAAGAGAGCAUCAAAUUACGUAAAACUAAAGUAGAUAAGAAAGAAAUAGAAAGAGAAAAAAUAGAAGACGUCACAUUAAAACAAGUUCGAAAAACGGCCACACAGGACACUAUCGACAAAACAGUCAUCGAAGAUUCUAAAUCGGAAGUUAUCGAACAACUUGAAACCAAACAGUGGAGAAAACCUCGAACACAGGAAGUUCCUAAGCAUGUUGAGGAUUAUACUUCAUCUGAGGAUGCCAACAUACUAGCAAUUGAUAAAACAAUUAAAACCGCCGAAAGCGUAAAACAGGAUUCACUCGAGACAAAACAUUGGCGCAAGCCUCGUUCUGAACCUAAACAAGAGGCAGAUAUACCCGAAGAACAAACACAAGAGUCAAUAAGACGAAAAUCAUCAGCAUUCCAGGAGCAAAAACCGGAGGCUGUGCCGUGGACUCAAGAAAGCAUAAAAUUGCGCCCAACACAAGUUGAAAAGAGAGAAAUAGCAAAAGAAAAAUUUGAAGAUGUAACAUUAAAACAAGUGAAAAAACCUUCGGUAGCAACCUUGCUCGAACAAGAUGAGAAGAACACUGUUGAUAGAAUAAUCACCGAAGACACAGAAAUUCUGCACGUUGAUAAAUCAGAAGUCAUUCAACAAGAGGAUAUUGAGCAUCGAAGAAAACCUCGUACAAAGGAAGUAAGUAAGCAUGUCGAAAAUAUCAUUUCGACUGAAGAUACUAACUUACUUGCAAUCGACAAAACAGUUGAUGUGGCGGAAGAUGUAAAAUCGGAACCACUGGAAACUCAACAUUGGCGUAGACAACGAUCUGAACCUAAACAGGACGUAAAUGUACAGGAAGCACAACCACGAGGGCCAACAAGGCGGAGAUCAUCUGCUUCCCAGGAGCAAAAGCAAGAAACUGUACCCUGGACUCAAGAAAGCAUAAAAUUACGCCCAACAAAAGUAGAAAAGAAAGAAAUAACAAAAGAAAAAUUAGAAGAGGUUACACUAAAACAGAGAAAGAUGUCCGUAGAGACACUUGUAAUAGAAGAGUCCUUAACACGCGAGGAAGACACAGUUAUAUUAGAAAUACCAGCUGACACAGUAACUAAAGAUGGUGUUGCACUUAAACCCAUUACAAGACAAAAAGUAAAGCAAGAAAAACCUACCGAAGAAGAUCAACCUGAGGAGGUUUCAUGGCGCGGUAAAAGACGACCUAAAGAAGAACAGCCUUCUGAAGAAGUGGUGCUUAAACCAGUACCUAAACAAAAGCUUCUCGAAGAGAAGAAACCCGAAGAUGUCCAACUUAAACCAAUUAAAAAAGAGAAACCGAUUGAAGAGGCACAACCCGAAGAGGUAUCCUGGCGACAAAAAUGCAGACCGAAAGAAGAACAGCCCUCUGAAGAAGUUGUACUUAAACCUGUACCUAAACAGAAGCCUGUAGAGGAAGAGAAGAAACCAGAAGAAGUGUCACUUAAGCCAAUCAAAAAAGACAAACCUGUUGAAGAAGCACAGCCAGGGGAGGUAUCUUGGCGGGGAAAACGGAAGCCAAAAGAAGAACAGCCAGCUGAAGAAGUUGUACUUAAACCUGUACCUAAACAGAAGCCUGUAGAGGAAGAGAAGAAACCAGAAGAAGUGCAACUUAAGCCAAUGAAAAAAGACAAACCUGUUGAAGAAGCACAACCAGAGGAAGUACCAUGGCGAGGCAAACAGAAGCCAAAAGAAGAACAGCCAGCUGAAGAAGUUGUACUUAAACCUGUACCUAAACAGAAGCCUGUAGAGGAAGAGAAGAAACCAGAAGAAGUACAACUUAAGACAAUGAAAAAAGACAAACCUGUUGAAGAAGCACAACCAGAGGAGGUAUCAUGGCGAGGCAAACGGAAGCCGAAAGAAGAACAGCCAGCUGAAGAAGUUGUACUUAAACCAGUACCUAAACAGAAGCCUGUAGAGGAAGAGAAGAAACCAGAAGAAGUGCAACUUAAGCCAAUCAAAAAAGAAAAACCAAUUGAAGAGACGCAGCCAGAGGAGGUAUCAUGGCGAGGCAAACGGAAGCCAAAAGAAGAACAGCCAGCUGAAGAAGUUGUACUUAAACCGGUACCUAAACAGAAGCCUGUAGAGGAAGAGAAGAAACCAGAAGAAGUGCAACUUAAGCCAAUCAAAAAAGAAACACCGAUUGAAGAGACACAACCAGAGGAAAUAUCUUGGCGAGGCAAACGUAAGCCAAAAGAAGAACAGCCAGCUGAAGAAGUUGUACUUAAACCGGUACCUAAACAGAAGCCUGUAGAGGAAGAGACAAAACCGGAAGAAGUGCAACUUAAACCAGUGAAAAAGGACAAGCCAAAACCCGUUGAAGAAAUUCAGCCGGAAGAAGUUUCUUGGCCUACAGGUAAAAGGCGACCUAAAGAAGAACAGCCUGGCGAAGAAGUUCUACUCAAACCAGUGCCUAAGCAAAAGCCUGUCGAAGAAGAAAAACCGGAAGAAGUGCAACUCAAGCCAAUCAAAAAAGACAAAACUGUUGAAGAGGCACAGUCAGAGGAGGUAUCAUGGCGAGGCAAACGGAAGCCAAAAGAAGAACAGCCGGCUGAAGAAGUUGUACUUAAACCGGUACCAAAACAGAAGCCUGUGGAGGAAGAGAAGAAACCAGAAGUGCAACUCAAGCCAAUCAAAAAAGACAAACCUGUUGAAGAGGCACAGCCAGAGGAGGUAUCAUGGCGAGGCAAACGAAAGCCAAAAGAAGAACAGCCGGCUGAAGAAGUUGUACUUAAACCGGUACCGAAACAGAAGCCUGUAGAAGAAGAGAAGAAACCAGAAGAAUUGCAACUUAAGCCAACCAAAACAGACAAACCUGUUGAAGAAGCACAGCCAGAGGAGGUAUCAUGGCGAGGCAAACGGAAGCCAAAAGAAGAACAGCCAGCUGAAGAAGUUUUACUUAAACCGGUACCUAAACAGAAGCCUGUAGAGGACGAGAAGAAACCAGACGAAGUGCAACUUAAGCCAAUCAAAAAAGAAAAACCGAUUGAAGAGACACAACCAGAGGAAAUAUCUUGGCGAGGCAAACGUAAGCCAAAAGAAGAACAGCCAGCUGAAGAAGUUGUACUUAAGCCGGUACCCAAACAGAAGCCUGUAGAGGACGAGAAGAAACCAGAAGAAGUGCAACUUAAGCCGUUAAAAAAAGAAAAACCAAUUGAAGAGACGCAGCCAGAGGAUGUAUCAUGGCGAGGCAAACGCAGGCCGAAAGAAGAACAGCCGGCUGAAGAAGUUGUACUUAAACCGGUACCUGAACAGAAGCCUGUAGAGGACGAGAAGAAACCAGACGAAGUGCAACUUAAGCCAAUCAAAAAAGAAAAACCGAUUGAAGAGACACAACCAGAGGAAAUAUCUUGGCGAGGCAAACGUAAGCCAAAAGAAGAACAGCCAGCUGAAGAAGUUGUACUUAAGCCGGUACCCAAACAGAAGCCUGCAGAGGAUGAGAAGAAAUCAGAAGAAGUGCAACUUAAGCCAUUCAAAAAAGAAAAACCAAUUGAAGAGACGCAGCCAGAGGAGGUAUCAUGGCGAGGCAAACGCAGGCCGAAAGAAGAACAGCCGGCUGAAGAAGUUGUUCUUAAACCGGUACCUAAACAGAAACCUGUAGAAGAAGAGAAACCGGGAGACGUACAACUCAAGCCUAUAAAGAAGCAAAAGCCCAAGUCUGUUGAAGAAGAACAGCCUGAGGAUGUUUCUUGGCCUACCGGCAAGAGACGACCUAAAGAAGAGCAACCAGCGGAAGAGGUCGUCUUAAAGCCAGUGCCUAAACAGAAGCCUGCAGAAGAAGUAAAACCGGAAGAAGUACAACUCAAGCCUAUAAAGAAGCAAAAGCCCAAGUCUGUUGAAGAAGAACAGCCUGAGGAUGUUUCUUGGCCUACCGGCAAGAGACGACCUAAAGAAGAGCAACCAGCGGAAGAGGUCGUCUUAAAGCCAGUGCCUAAACAGAAGCCUGUAGAAGAAGUAAAACCGGAAGAAGUACAACUCAAGCCUAUAAAGAAGCAAAAGCCCAAGUCUGUUGAAGAAGAACAGCCUGAGGAUGUUUCUUGGCCUACCGGCAAGAGGCGACCUAAAGAAGAACAACCAGCGGAAGAGGUCUUGUUAAAGCCAGUGCCUAAACAGAAGCCUGUAGAAGAAAAGAUACCGGAAGAAGUACAACUCAAGCAUAUAAAGAAGCAAAAGUCGAAAUCUGUUGACGAAGAACAGCCUGAGGAUCUAAAACCUGUUAAAAAGGAGAAAUCACUAGACGAAACUAAAGAAGAAGAAGUCCAUGUUACAACUACAAAGAAAGAGAAAAAGAUAGCCAAAACACAGCACAUAGUUCAAAAAGUCAAGGAAGAAAUUGUAGAACAAGAAAAUCUUCAACCAGAGCUUUUCGAGAAGAUAGAAGAAGAAGAGAAACCAGAGGAAAUACAGCACAAAGUUAUCAAAAAGCAGAAAAAGAUCGCCAAGAAAGACGUUAUACAGGAAAUAAUUGUACUAGAUACACAGGAAGAUUCACAGCCUCAGAUCGAAGAAGAAGAUACGACAAUCGUAACAACUCAAGAAGAAGUAGACCAAAUUCAGCCAGAAGAAAAACCUGUAGUGACAGUACAAAAGCGUGUCAAAAAGGAGAAAAAGGUUGCUAGGGAAGAAAUCAAAGUAGACGAAAUCAUCACCGAGGACCAAACACAACCAGAAACAGAGAUUGAGGAAAAGAAAGAAGUGGCUGCACCAGUGAAACCAGUCGAAACAUUGCAAGCGGAAAAACCCGAGGAAGUAGAAACUAGAAAAAAAGUUCACAAAAAAGAAAAGGUUGUAGAGAAAGUUCAAGUCGAAACAGUUGUGCUAGAAAAACAAGAACAACCUGUACCCGAGGCUCAAGAAGAAGAGAUUACAACAGUCGUAACAACAGAAAGGAAAAGAACGAAGAUUAAGACUAAGAAGCCGGACAAAAAAAAAGUUGGACCGAUAAUUAUAGAACCCAUUAAAGCAAUGAAUAUCCCAGAAAAUAGCAAUGUUGAACUGUAUGUAUCUUAUGAAGCAGAUGAAGACAAAAAAGUGUUAUGGUAUUGCAACAACAAAGUACUUGAACCAAGUGACGAUUGCAUUAUUCAUACUGAAGCUGGUCAUUCGACGAUAGAAAUAAAAUCAGCAGAUAAAAAGAAAGUAGGAAAAUUUGAAGUAGUUAUUGAGUCCAAUAACAUGAUCACAAAAUCGGCAAGUACUGUUAAAAUUGUAAAGCCGUCUGAUGAGGCACACAUAAAACCCCCAAUAUUUAUUCGACCCGUAAGUUCCAAACAAGUCACAUUCGGUGCUAUUGAGCUAUUUGAAGCAGAAGUGAAAUCUACUCCUAGUGCGUCGUUCCAAUGGUUUAUUGGUACCAAGGAGGUAACUUCUUACGCAAAAGAAAAUAAAUUAAAUAAUAUUUAUAUCACUACUAAAGAUAAUGUAUCAUGUCUUUGUAUUGAAAAUAUGACUCCAGAUUUAGUAGACGUUAUCACCUGCCGAGCAGAAAAUUUUUCUGGUUCCGUAUCUUGUUCUGCUUCACUAGUGCCGAAAGAUAAAGAAACAGAUAUUAACGGUGAGAAACCAGAAUUCAUACAGCUUUUGAAAUCAGCUUCCAUAAUGGACGGAGAGCCUAUAGUAUUGUCAUGCGAAGUAAAGGGAAUUCCUUGGCCUAAAAUAGAAUGGUACCACGAUAAAAGGAUUAUAGAAAAAGCGAGAGACGUAGCAGUGGCAAGACAGGAAUCCGGUUUAUGUGAACUUCACAUUAAAGAAGCAUUCCCAGAAAUGUCGGGCACAUAUACGUGUAUAGCAACAAAUCCUUUCGGGAGUUGCUCCAGCGAAUGUAUUUUAACCGUAGAAGCUUAUGAAUAUGCAUCUGAGGAGGAUAUAUUGAGUGACGAGAAAACAAGUGACAUUGAAGAAUUUGCACCAAAGAUUGUUAAAGCCUUACCUACAGUUGUGUCUACGUCAGAGGGCACACUUACGAGGUUAGAGGCAAAAGCUAUAGGUAUGCCGAAGCCGCAGAUAAGAUGGUUGAAACACGGGAUGGAAAUUGUUCAUUCCCAAGAAUACCAGAUUGAAGAAAUGGGAGAUGGCACAUCAAUUUUAAUUAUUCCCGAGGUUUACCAAGAUGAUACGGGUGAAAUUAAAUUUGAAGCAUACAACCCUCUUGGAGUGGCAUCAACUAUUGCUGCACUAUCCGUCGAGAGUAUCAUUGGAACAAAAGAGUAUCGCAAACCAGAAUGGGUGACACAUAUGGAAGAAUUGCAAGCUGCACUGAAAGCUACUCAAUCUGUCCCGACUUUUGUAAAAGAAAUAUUAGGGGAACGUGUUCACGAAGAAGAUACUGUCAAGUUUGAGGCAAUUUACAGUGGAAACCCAGCCCCAGAAAUCCUAUGGUACAAGGACGAUAAAGUUAUUAGAACUGAUGAGCAAUAUACUGUUGAGAAUGUGGAUAAUCAUACCUGGUGUAUAAUUAAGAAAGCUAACAAAACAAAUGAGGGAACCUAUAUGUGCAAAGCUGUCAGUGACAUUGGAAUGGCAAUAACUAAAGCCAAAUUGCAAGUAUUCAAAGCAGGAGAAACCAUUAAAAAGGCUAAAACUGUAAGAGAAAAAACCAAACUUGAAAAAACGGGUAAACGAGAAAAAGAAGUGGUAGAAAAAGAACAAGCGAAAACAGUUUUAGAAGAAGCAACUCCUACCGUCACAGAGGAAGUACAAGAAAUUGAAGAGCCAAAACCAAUUAAAAAAGUGGCAAAAGAAAAGGUAACAGUUAAAUUAAGCUCAGCGGAGCACGUUGAAACUGUCGAUGUGGCUUCCUUUAAAAAGGUUGACAAAAAAGAAACGCCUGCACCCAAACCAGAAACUCUAAAGCCAGGUAUAACACCACAUGAGCAUCUCAUAUCGUCGCAACAGCAGAAAGAGGAAACGGCCGAAUCAUUUGAAAAAUCUCCCAUUGUGAAACAAAAAGGAAUUAUAAAAACAGUUGAGUCAGACUCCAAAAUGGUAGCGGAGAUUAAUGAGUUACUUGAAGUCAUCAAUGCCAGGGAGUUUGGGCCUGGCGAGUCACCAUUGAGAGAACUUGCAAAAAUAGGUUAUAUGUUAAGAACUGGUGUCACGACUGAAGAGAUAGAGAGUCUGUAUGAUUCCCAAUAUUUCCCAGCCCUGCGAGUGCCGCAAUCCCAAUCAGCCUUAGUGCAAUUGGUUGAGCGCCAAGGCCAUGGCGCACUCAUUACAGAAGUUCUUACAGAAGAAACGACACAAGACGAAGACGUAAUUGCCGCAAAGGUGGGCUUCCGCGCUUUUCUGAAGAUGGUGGAAAUGAAGGCCAGUUCUGUUGAAGAGGUCAUUGCUCACUUUUAUCCUGAAGACUUCAAACCGCGGUCUUGGGAACAAAGAGAAGCACAUGAGGUCAUCGUGGAGUCUUCAGCAGAACACGUCGCGGAAAGUCGUACAACGAAAGUCAUUAAAGAUGAUACAUCGGAGGUUAUCGAAGAAGAAGAUAUCAAAGAAAAAGAACAAGUCAGACGCAAAAAGCAUACUAAACAGAAAAACGUCUCCGAGUUACGCAUUGAAGAAGAAAUUGUUGGAGAAAGAAAUGCAGUUAAAACAGUCCAUCCUAGAGAAAAUGUUGAAGUUUAUGAAGACGACGAAGCAGGGUUACUUGAAACUGCAGAGAUAAUCUACAAAACUGUGACGGCUACCGAUAUUCAUGAAAAUAAAAUAGAAGUAGUCCCUGCUAGUGAGGUAUCUCAUAUAACACCAGACAAAAAAACCGAUAAAAUUAAGGCUAACCUUAAAAUUGACACUAACUAUCCAAUAGUUAACGCAUCUCAAAAAGCUGAAGAAAGAGAAGAAUCAUUGCAUAUUAAAGAACAAGUCAAACUUCAUGUCGAACCAUCUAUACCCGAAAAUGAGUCACUAGAAGUAACUGAAAUAGAAAUCAGCAAUUCACUGAACGAAUACUCAGCAGAUCGUGUUAAAGCCGACGUUAAAGCAGUGAAAAACAUUGUCCCAAUAGAAAGUUUAGUAACAACAGAAGUGCAAGCAGAUUUGGACCUGACCGAUCUGCAAAAACCUGAAACGUGCUUUAGUAGUGCUAAACCAUCUGUUAUAUUAAAAGAUGCUGUAAACGUAUCAGAACAAAUAACGAGCAUAAAGGAAGAGUCAUUCGACCAACUAGAGAUUAAGAAAUCAAAUGCAGCCGUCUCCAUUUCUCCCUUAUUAGGAUUAAGCGUUACAGAAGUUACGGAUGAACUAAAAGAAUAUGACAUUGAAAGUAAGACAACAGAAAAAGCCGCUACAUCUCGGCUUAAUUUCAAUUUGCAUGAAUCACUUCAAGUUGGAGAAGUUUUCGUUGAAGAUAAGUCUGGAAGAUAUUACCCAGAACUAAUAGUACCCACAGAAACAGCUCGAAAAGAUGUUUUAACAUCUAACCAGAUUUUAACGGAAGUACAUGAUGUUCAAGAAAAGGAAGGGUUAUUACAAGCUCUGAAACUGCCACCAGCACAGGAAGCCAAUGUUGACGUAACAAUUAAAGAUAGCUUCCAAGUAACUAUUGAUGAGACACACGAAAAAGAAGGUGAAUUCAUUAAAAAAGAAUUACCUGCAACAGUUAAAGUAGAUAAAGAUUUAUCCUUGCACACAAGUUUAAAUACAUCUAUAGUAAGUUCACACAUUAAAGAGACAGAUUUUGUGCCCGAGCCCUUGCCAAGUAAGAAAGCCAAUAUAGGUGUGAGCGAACAUCAGCAUAAGUUUAAUUUGGAAACAAACAUUCAUGAAUCAGAAAUUAACUUAGAGGAAACCAAAGCUGUACUGGGUACACAUGCUGACAUUUCAAUUUCAUUACUAGAUAAAAACUUUGUUGAAGAAGUUCAAAUCAAUGAAAGUGAAAAAGAUCUUUUAAUUAAAGAUGAUAAGUAUACUGCCACAGCAGAUAUGGAUGUUCGUGUUGUCGAACCAAUAAUAACAUCUGAAACUCUGCAGAUGACUUCCAUCGGCGAGCUUAAAUUGCAGGAUAAGGUCCAAGAUGAAUCAGCCACGGAGACAGUUAUUACUUCAAAUGCCAAAAUUGUAACAGUGCCUCUAAUACACGAGCAAGAAACAUCAGAAGAGUACUUAACCAAAAAAUCUGAGACAAUCACACUGUCAGUGGUCCCUAAUAUUCCCUUAACUAUAUAUGAAAAUGAGUCAUCGGAAUCUGAGAAUAAACUUACUUUAAAUAAAAUACCAGAGGUUAGUUCUACGAAACCUUUGCCUACUCAUCAAUUAAAAACACCAAUAUCUGAAGAGAUAAAUACGGCUGAUCAAAUUAAUUUCAUUCCAUUGACUUCUAACGUUACCGAAAAGGCAUCAGAAGUUUAUAGAGAUUUGCAUAAAGAAAUCACUAUUUUACAAACAACAGUCCAAGAACAACUAGACAAGUUAGAUGAAAACCAAACCAACCAUAGCAAAGCUGUACCUACGUUUGUUGAAAAUGAAAGUUUAAAUGUUACCGAAAUAGUUUCAAGCGUUACUGAAAAUCAACUAUCCUCUGAAAGGGAUAAACUUGAUGUGUUCGCUAAACCCGAUAUAGAGACGAAUCACAAGAUUGCCAUAACAUCUGAACCUAUUCUAAGAGAAGCUGUUGAUAAAAUGGAAUCAUUAACACCUAAACUUGAAACAGCUAGCCUCAAUACAUCCAAUAUGCUUAGCUCAUUGCAGAUUUCUGAAAAUAAGGUGUUAGAUUCGCAAGCAAUUCUGCAAGAUAGUGUGAAACCCAAUCUUCAAUCUAUACUUCCCGAAAUAAUACCAUCCCAGGAAUUAAAUAUCACGGAAGUAUAUCAAAAUGAGAAAGAGACAGAAUACGCAUCGAAAGACUUACCAGAGGUAUUUACCGCUCCGUCGCAAGUUAUAUCGUUACGAGCAGUAGCUGUAAGCUCAGAGUUAAUACCUGACUCUAGCGUUGGUUUCACAGAAAGUGAAAAUAUAGACAUAAGAUCUAAACAAGCGACCAUGGAUAACGUAGCGCAUCAUGAACUUCAGAUAACUUCAACGAAUUAUAAUGAAAAAGAAAGUUCUUUUGAGCGAGCUCCUGUCCUAAAUACUGUAUCUGCUAAAAUAAGUAUAGACUCCACUCAGGCCAUUUUGGUGGAAGAAAACAAACCUGAACUCGCUGCAAGAAACUUUGAAACAAUUAGUGAUUUAGCUUGGGCAAAAGCAAAACAAGGCGCCAUACCACAAGAAGCAAUAACUCAAGAAGAAACAAUUGUACAUUUAUCAGAAGGCAUAAUAAUGUCCGAAGAAAAAGGAGAUACGGCAAAAUCUGCAGUCUCAGUGACAACACUCCAAGCACCACAAUACGAUGAGAAAGUUACUGCCGAAAGUGAAAAUCCGUUGACAUUAAACUUAUCACCAGAUCAGCAAAGUGCCAAUGUUUCGUUUACUUCUCGACACAGCAUACAGAUAUCGGAAACUUUAACACAAUCUGAAAAUUUGCAAAGUACUGAUACCUUCGACGCGGGAUAUAAAACUGCUUUACCUAAAAUGGAUGAAAUAUAUGGUAAAGCAGCACAUACCGAGGAAGUUAUAGUGAACCAACAGACAGAAGAACUCCUAAAUGAAAAAAUGGCUGUCAAGCAAACAGAUGUUACAACUGUCCCAUCUUAUACAUUAGAACAAACGGAAAUAAUUGCAGCGGAAACGGAGAUUGAAUUACCUAAACGAACUACAAUAACAUCAAAUAUUGAACCAGAUAUUACCGAAACCCAAGCACUUAUUAUGAGUUGUACUGAAACGAUAGAUAAGGAAAAGGAAUUUUUCGAAAAGUUUUCAGUCCCAACUCAAGAUGCUACUAUUGCUUUUGUGCCUCUAAUUAGCACUGUAAACACUGAAGUGCUAUCAACAAAUGCUACAGAAAAUCUACUAGAAAAAGCGCCAGAAACUUCUCAAGCAACAAUUACAAGUGAUGACCUACGUAAACAUUUACAGGGACUAGAAAUAUUACACGCAGAGAAAGAAACCGAUUUAGCACCCAGUCAGAAAGAACAUAAACAAGCAGCAACGGAAAAAAUUAUCGAAAUAUCUGCAAAAGAAAUAUCAGAAGUCAAUGUCAACGAAAAAGAAACGGAGUUGUCAAAAAUGUUAGAUAUGUUUACGACUACUGCUAAACCAGCGUUUGAUGAACAGCAAUCACUAUUUAGUUCAGAAGUUAUUGUAAAUCAGGAAAUUGAAGAACUUCACGUGUCCGGGACUACGAUGUUAAAUGCACUUACUACUCAUGGAAUGAAAGAAGCCAUUCAAAAUUUAGAGCCAUUUAUAGGAGAAAGCGAAGACUUAUUUGCCGAAACAACACCUGCCAAAACGGAAUUGGUAAAACCCGUAGUUGAAGGGAAACAAUGUGCAGGCGUGUCAGAAGUGAUGCCAACAGAAAAAGAAGAUAUUUUCCUUGUUAAUGAGAUAACCCCACAUAAAAAGCAGCUAGAACCAACCGACAGUGUUAAAUUACAUUCUAGUGUAGGUAUAGAUGAAACCGUACCAAUUGAAUCUGAAGCCGAAUUACCACUUUGUUCAGAUUUGGAACAUAAAGCGGGAAUGACUGUUCUUCCUGAAGAUUACAUAAAUGUCUCAGAGACCACUGUAAUAGAAAACGAAAACAUUUUACAAGCUGAUCAAACUCCUAAAAGUGCUACGUACAAUGUGAAUUUGGACGCACAUCGACAUUUAAAUGUCGAAAUAUGUCAAUAUACAGAAACAGAAGAAGCAAUUAAGAAUGACGAGCCAGUGACACGAAAAGAAAUUCUUGAUUUUUCUUUAGAACCAGUGAGGCCCCUUUAUAUCACAGAAACGAAAUCUGAAGAAAGACAUGAAGAACUAAUACUGGGUAAAAAAGCAGUGGAACUAAGUCCAAAUAUUAACCUCGAAGUAGGUGACCACAUAAACAUCACAGAAACAGUUGUUUUAGAAAAGGAUGAUGACUUGAAAUUAGGAUUGUUAAAUAAAAUGGAACAUGGUAAAUCAAAUGUCGAAACAUCGAAACAUAUAACCAUAACCGAAACAGAUAUUAGAGAGGAUGAUUAUCCUUUAGAAAAUAUAUUGCAAGCUGUAUCUAAGCAAUCAGACAUAUCCUUUGAGGCUAAAAUACCAAUACAAGUGCAAGAAGUUCUAUUUAAAGAAAGUGGCUCAGAUCUAGCGCAGUAUACUAAACCACGAGAAGAAGUACUUAAUAUGUCUAUAGAAUCUCAACAACAUAUCACUGUAACCGACGCAUUAGUAGGAGAAAACGAAAUUGCGAUACAAGUUGAUCAAAUUCCACAAAGCACAGAAAAUCAGGUUAAAGUAGAACCAAUGCAGCAUGUAAUGACAAACGAGACAACAGCAAUUGAAGAGGGUAUAGAAUUUUCAGGCAGUAAGUCUUACAAAGAUGAAAAGGCUUCUGAAUCUCAAGCAGUUACAGAAGCUCUUUACAGUGAACAGACACAUGUCAUUGAGAGCGUAAGCACAAUGAAAACAACUUGUACACCUGAAUUAUCUACUGCUGACCAAGAAAUAGUCGGACUAAAACCACUUGAACAGACAGAAGUAUUAGUAGAAGAAAAUCCUGACGUUUUCGAUAAAUAUCAUCCUAAGGGAGAAACAGCACAAACAGUGCAAACCACGAAAAAGGAAAUAGUGUUUAGCCAACCAGAAAUUCUUGAAAGUACUACAAACCUGUCCGAAAAAUUCGAAACUGAACCUUCCCAAGUUCAACUUGAGCUCGAAUUACAUAAAAGCUGCAUAAUAUCUGAGAACACAGCUGAGGAACAGCCAGAAAUCAUCAAAACUUCGGAAGAAUCUGGUAAGUACGCUGAAAAACAAAUAAUAGAAAUGAAAUCACUGCAACAGACGGAAAUAAUAGCGAAUGAAAAAUCCGAACCCCUUGCAAAAUUCCAUCAAGACAAAAAUGAAAAUGCCAUAACGAGUCAAAAUACUUUACAAGAGUUAACCAGUGCAGAACCAGCCAUAUUCGAAAAUGUUACUAAUUUACCUUCAUCAGUUACAUUAGAGAGAGGUAAGGCUUCAGCAGAUGUAGAAACACACAAAAGUUACAUUGUUAGCGAUAAUAUUGCACACGAAGAAUCUGAAGACAUCACCAUAGAAGGUAAGAAAAUAAGUUCGAUUGUGGGGCAGGUCUUAGAGUUUAAACCUUUACAACAAACAGAAUUUUUUGUCGGCGAAAAUACUUCUCCAAUGUGUACAGUUAAACAAGAAGGAAAAACUAUAACUGUCACACCAAUCGAAAAUGAAUCUGUUAGUCAGACUGAUGUUAUUGUACAUGAAACUGGAACUGAGACAUCGUUUGAAAAACCAAUACAGAUGGACACUGCUUCGUUAUCUCUAAAUACAACACAAGGUGUUACGGUAUGUGAAGUAACCCAUGAAAGCGCUCCAGAAGACUUUGUUCUUCAUGAAGGUAAACAAGUGAAAGCAGAUAAAACUGUGGCUCCAUUAUCACACUUACAAUGCACGGAAAAUAUAUCAGAAAUACACGUAGACGAAUUAACAACACAAUCGACACAGAGUAAAAUUCCUACAGUUGUAACUAGCGAAAUAGCACCACUCAUAAUCACAGACAAUACUUGUCUUCUUCAAGAGGAAAAACUUCAAAUAACACAACCAAAGACUCAAAACGUUCGUGAAAGCCUUACUAUAGCGAAUGAACUAGAAGUGACAGAUGAAUUUGUCAAUGAACACGUUGUGCCCUACAAAGACGAUUUCUUGGAAAUAAAGAAAACAGGCAAACUCACACAAAUGAGUGACACUAAGCACCAACUCACUAUAUCAGAGCAGGAGACGCGUUUCCUAGAAAAAACUGACGAUACAUAUUCUUCGCCUAAAGUAUCAGACACUGAAGAAACUGAGGAAAUAGUAACCAAAUUUUCACAAGCAUCAACCGGGGAACCAAUUCAAAUAAAAACUAAACGAACAAUUUUAAGAAAGAAGAAAACCCACCAAGGAGAUGCCGUAGAAAAUGACGUUGUAAUAGAAGAGAAAUUAGACGAGGAUGAUAUAAUUAAACCAAUUACACAGCAUACUGUCGAUAUAGAGGAAUUUGAAGAAACCGACUUAACACCUAUUAAGGAGAUGGCAAAAGGAACCGUAGAAAUGCCCGAUGAUUAUUUGCAUGUACCACAAUUAGAAUCACAAGUGCAAAUAGAAGAACUCGUUGAAGAUUAUUCUAAAACACCCGAGAGUCCAAAUCAGGAGGUAACGGUAGUUGCAGACGACAAAACGAAGACAGAGAAAAAAAUAAAAAUCACAAAACGAGUCAUCAAGAAGAAGCAAGGAUCGGAUGAAAAAAUGAUUGAAUCAGUUGUUGUUCAAGACGACGAAGCUCAGGAACUACCAGAGGAGACAACCAUAGAAGACGUAACUUUCGAUGAAAACACAGUCAUCAGACAAGACUCGCCUAAAAUAUCUGACACAGAGGAAACCGAAGAAAUUGUAACCAAGUUUACACAAGCUCCAAAUGGGGAAACGAUACAAACCAAAACAAAACGUACUAUAAUAAGAAAAAAGAAAACAAAAUUACAUAAAGAUUCUGUGGACAAUGACGUAGUAAUUGAAGAAAAAUUAGACGAUGACGAUACAGAAAAACAUCCAAGGGUUCAACAUCAUCAAGUUGACAUAGAAGAAUUUGAAGAUACUGAUUACAUGCCCAUUAAAGAUACCGCAAGAGGAAAGAUUGAAUUACCCGAAGAUUAUCCGCAUGUACCGAAAAUAGAAUCACAGGUUAAAAUAGAGGAAGUUACGGAAGAAACAACAACACCAUUCGAAACACAAGUCGCAGUAGAAGACACAGAGAAACCUACAGCCACUGAAUCACCAGAAAACAUAAUAAUAGAGGAGUUUACAACGCCAGAAGGCAAAACAGUAAAAAAGAAAACAGUUAAGAAAAUAACCAAACGUACAAAAGGUGAUGAAAUUGAAACGACACAAAUAACAACAGAAAAAAUAGGUGACACAACACCAACAUUCCUGAGUUAUACUGAAAAUGAACAAACUGAUGACAUAGUCACACCAUUCGAGAGCACACAACUAAAUGACAAGGCUAAAGUCAUCGAGGAAAAACCCGAAAAAGUAGAGAUUUCACAAAUUCACACAGAAACUGGAGAAGUCCAAAAGGUCAAAACGACUAAGCGCAUUGUUAAAAAGGGCCUUAAGAAAGAUGUCACUGAAAUAACUACCAUCGAAAAAGGAAGUGAAGAGCCUAUCACAACGGUUGCCGUUGCUCCUGCGCCAAAAGAAGAAAAACCAACACCAAUAGAGACCGUAGAACUGCCAGAAGAAGUAGCAGAAGUAAGCGAAAUUACUCCUGAAGGUAAGACAAUAAAGAAGAAAACUAUAAAGAGGAUCAUUAAGCGUAAGAAGGGACCAAUUACAGAAACCACACAAAUAAUUACUGAACAACAAGAUGAUCAAACACCAAUUAUAACAGUACACUCUAGCGAAGAAUUCACAGAUGACACAGUUGCUCCCUUCGAGGAUACACAACUUUAUGACAAGGCUAAAGUAAUCGAGGAAGAACCCGAAAAAGUUGAAAUUUCUCAAAUUCGCACAGAAACUGGGGAAGUUAAAAAGGUCAAGACUACUAAGCGCAUCAUUAAAAAGGGCCCUAAGAAAGAAGUCACUGAAAUAACAACCAUCGAAAAAGAAGGUGAAGAGCCCAUCACAACGGUUACUGUUGCUCCAGCACCAGAAGAGGAGCAACCAACACACAUAGAGACCGUCGAGCUGCCAGAGGAAGUAGCAGAAGUGAGCGAAACUACUCCUGAAGGUAAGACGAUUAAGAAGAAAACUAUAAAGAGGGUUAUUAAGCGUAAGAAGGGACCAAUUACAGAAACCACGCAAAUUACUACUGAACAAGAGGGUGACCAAACACCUGUAAUAUCAGUACACACAACUGAAGAAUUAACAGAAGAUGCAGUCACACCUUUUGAAGAGUCAAAACAUGAUAAGGCAAAGAUUGUUGAGGAAGAACCAGAAAAAGUUGAAAUAACUCAGGUUCGGACAGAAACUGGCGUAGUCAAAAAGAUAAAAACUACUAAGCGUGUUAUCAAAAAGGGCCCUAAGAAAGAAGUAACUGUAAUAACGACCAUCGAAAAAGAAGGUGAAGAGCCCAUCACGACGGUCACUGUUGCUCCAGCACCAGAAGAGGAGCAACCAACACAGAUAGAGACCGUCGAAAUGCCAGAGGAAGUAGCAGAAGUGAGCGAAAUUACUCCUGAAGGUAAGACGAUUAAGAAGAAAACUAUAAAGAGGGUUAUUAAGCGUAAGAAGGGCCCAAUUACAGAAACCACACAAAUAACCACUGAACAACAGGACGACCAAACACCAAUUAUAUCAGUACACACUACCGAAGAAUUCACAGAUGACACAGUUGCUCCAUUCGAGGAUAUACAACUUUAUGACAAGGCUAAGAUGGUUGAGGAAGAACCAGAAAAAGUUGAAAUAUCUCAGGUUCGCACAGAAACUGGCGAAGUCAAACGGAUCAAAACUACUAAGCGCGUUAUCAAAAAGGGCCCUAAGAAAGAAGUUACUGAAAUAACGACAAUCGAAAAAGAAGGUGAAGAGCCCAUCACAACGGUCACUGUUGCUCCAGCACCAGAAGAGGAGCAACCAAUACCGAUUGAGACCGUCGAGCUGCCAGAGGAAGUAGCAGAAGUGAGCGAAACUACUCCUGAAGGUAAGACGAUUAAGAAGAAAACUAUAAAGAGGGUUAUUAAGCGUAAGAAGGGACCAAUUACAGAAACCACACAAAUAACCACUGAACAACAAGACGACCAAACACCAAUUAUAUCAGUACACACUACCGAAGAAUUCACAGAUGACACAGUUGCUCCAUUCGAGGAUACACAACUUUAUGACAAGGCUAAGAUGGUUGAAGAAGAACCAGAAAAAGUUGAAAUAUCUCAGGUUCGCACAGAAACUGGCGAAGUCAAACGGAUCAAAACUACUAAGCGCGUUAUCAAAAAGGGCCCUAAAAAAGAAGUUACUGAAAUAACGACAAUCGAAAAAGAAGGUGAAGAGCCCAUCACGACGGUCACUGUUGCUCCAGUACCAGAAGAGGAGCAACCAACACCGAUAGAGACCAUCGAGCUGCCAGAGGAAGUAGCAGAAGUAAGCGAAACUACUCCUGAAGGUAAGAUGAUUAAGAAGAAAACUAUAAAGAGGGUUAUUAAGCGUAAGAAGAGACCAAUUACAGAAACCACACAAAUAACCACUGAACAACAGGACGACCAAACACCAAUUAUAUCAGUACACACUACCGAAGAAUUCACAGAUGACACAGUUGCUCCAUUCGAGGAUACACAACUUUAUGACAAGGCUAAGAUCGUUGAGGAAGAACCAGAAAAAGUUGAAAUAUCUCAGGUUCGCACAGAAACUGGUCAAGUCAAAAAGAUAAAAACUACUAAGCGCGUCAUCAAAAAGGGCCCUAAGAAAGAAGUUACUGAAAUAACGACAAUCGAAAAAGAAGGUGAAGAGCCCAUUACGACGGUCACUAUUGCUCCAGCACCAGAAGAGGAGCAACCAACACCGAUAAAGACCAUCGAGCUGCCAGAGGAAGUAGCAGAAGUAAGCGAAACUACUCCCGAAGGUACGACGAUUAAGAAGAAAACUAUAAAGAGGGUUAUUAAGCGUAAGAAGGGACCAAUUACAGAAACCACACAAAUAACCACUGAACAACAAGACGAUCAAACACCAAUUAUAUCAGUACACACUACCGAAGAAUUCACCGAUGACACAGUCGCUCCAUUCGAGGAUACACAACUUUAUGACAAGGCUAAGAUAGUUGAGGAAGAACCAGAAAAAAUUGAAAUAUCUCAGGUUCGCACAGAAACUGGCCAAGUCAAAAAGAUAAAAACUACUAAGCGCGUCAUCAAAAAGGGCCCUAAGAACGAAGUUACUGAAAUAACGACCAUCGAAAAAGAAGGUGAAGAGCCUAUCACGACGGUCACUGUUGCUCCAGCACCAGAAGAGGAGCAACCAACACCGAUAGAGACCGUCGAGCUGCCAGAGGAAGUAGCAGAAGUUAGCGAAACUACUCCUGAAGGUAAGACAAUUAAGAAGAAAACUAUAAAGAGGGUUAUUAAGCGUAAGAAGGGACCAAUUACAGAAACCACACAAAUAAUUACUGAACAACAAGAUGAUCAAACACCAAUUAUAACAGUACACUCUAGCGAAGAAUUCACCGAUGACACAGUUGCUCCCUUCGAGGAUACACAACUUUAUGAAAAGGCUAAGAUCGUUGAGGAAGAACCAGAAAAAGUUGAAAUAUCUCAGGUUCGCACAGAAACAGGCCAAGUCAAAAAGAUCAGAACUACUAAGCGCAUCAUCAAAAAGGGCCCUAAGAACGAAGUCACUGAAAUAACGACCAUCGAAAAAGAAGGUGAAGAGCCCAUCACGACGGUCACUAUUGCUCCAGGACCAGAAGAGGAACAACCCACACUGAUUGAGAGCGUCGAGCUGCCAGAGGAAGUAGCCGAAGUUAGCGAAACUACUCCUGAAGGUAAGACGGUUAAGAAGAAAACUAUAAAGAGGGUUAUUAAGCGUAAGAAGGGACCUAUUACAGAAACCACACAAAUAACCACUGAACAACAAGACGACCAAACACCAAUUAUAUCAGUACACACUACCGAAGAAUUCACAGAUGACACAGUCGCUCCAUUCGAAGAUACACAACUUUAUGAAAAGGCUAAGAUGGUUGAGGAAGAAGCAGAAAAAGUUGAAAUAUCUCAGGUUCGCACAGAAACUGGCGAAGUCAAAAAGAUCAAAACUACUAAGCGCGUCAUCAAAAAGGGCCCUAAGAAAGAAGUCACUGAAAUAACGACCAUCGAAAAAGAAGGUGAAGAGCCCAUCACGACGGUCACUGUUGCUCCAGGACCAGAAGAGGAACAACCAACACUGAUUGAGAGCGUCGAGCUGCCAGAGGAAGUAGCCGAAGUUAGCGAAACUACUCCUGAAGGUAAGACGGUUAAGAAGAAAACUAUAAAGAGGGUUAUUAAGCGUAAGAAGGGACCUAUUACAGAAACCACACAAAUAACCACUGAACAACAAGACGACCAAACACCAAUUAUAUCAGUACACACUACCGAAGAAUUCACAGAUGACACAGUCGCUCCCUUCAAGGAUACACUACUUUAUGACAAGGCUAAAAUCAUCGAGGAAGAACCUGAAAAAGUUGAAAUUUCUCAAAUUCGCACAGAAACUGGGGAAGUUAAAAAGAUCAAAACUACUAAGCGCGUCAUCAAAAAGGGCCCUAAGAAAGAAGUCACUGAAAUAACGACCAUCGAAAAAGAAGGUGAAGAGCCCAUCACGACGGUCACUGUUGCUCCAGGACCAGAAGAGGAACAACCAACACCGAUUGAGACCGUCGAGCUGCCAGAGGAAGUAGCCGAAGUUAGCGAAACUACUCCUGAAGGUAAGACGGUUAAGAAGAAAACUAUAAAGAGGGUUAUUAAGCGUAAGAAGGGACCAAUUACAGAAAUCACACAAAUCACCACUGAACAACAAGACGACCAAACACCAAUUAUAUCAGUACACACUACCGAAGAAUUCACAGAUGACACAGUCGCUCCAUUGGAGGAAACACAACUCUAUGACAAGGCUAAGAUCGUUGAGGAAGAACCAGAAAAAGUUGAAAUAUCUCAGGUUCGCACAGAAACUGGCGAAGUCAAAAAGAUCAAAACUACUAAGCGCAUCAUCAAAAAGGGCCCUAAGAAAGAAGUCACUGAAAUAACAACCAUCGAAAAAGAAGGUGAAGAGCCCAUCACAACGGUUACUGUUGCUCCAGCACCAGAAGAGGAGCAACCAACACAGAUAGAGACCGUCGAGCUGCCAGAGGAAGUUGCAGAAGUGAGCGAAACUACUCCUGAAGGUAAGACGAUUAAGAAGAAAACUAUAAAGAGGGUUAUUAAGCGUAAGAAGGGACCAAUUACAGAAACCACACAAAUAACCACUGAACAACAAGACGAUCAAACACCAAUUAUAUCAGUACACACUACCGAAGAAUUCACCGAUGACACAGUCGCUCCAUUCGAGAAUACACAACUUUAUGACAAGGCUAAGAUCGUUAAGGAAGAACCAGAAAAAGUUGAAAUAUCUCAGGUUCGCACAGAAACUGGCGAAGUCAAAAAGAUCAAAACUACUAAGCGCAUCAUCAAAAAGGGCCCUAAGAAAGAAGUCACUGAAAUAACAACCAUCGAAAAAGAAGGCGAAGAGCCCAUCACAACGGUCACUGUUGCUCCAGCACCAGAAGAGGAGCAACCAAUACCGAUUGAGACCGUCGAGCUGCCAGAGGAAGUAGCAGAAGUGAGCGAAACUACUCCUGAAGGUAAGACGAUUAAGAAGAAAACUAUAAAGAGGGUUAUUAAGCGUAAGAAGGGACCAAUUACAGAAACCACACAAAUAACCACUGAACAACAAGACGACCAAACACCAAUUAUAUCAGUACACACUACCGAAGAAUUCACAGAUGACACAGUUGCUCCAUUCGAGGAUACACAACUUUAUGACAAGGCUAAGAUGGUUGAAGAAGAACCAGAAAAAGUUGAAAUAUCUCAGGUUCGCACAGAAACUGGCGAAGUCAAACGGAUCAAAACUACUAAGCGCGUUAUCAAAAAGGGCCCUAAAAAAGAAGUUACUGAAAUAACGACAAUCGAAAAAGAAGGUGAAGAGCCCAUCACGACGGUCACUGUUGCUCCAGUACCAGAAGAGGAGCAACCAACACCGAUAGAGACCAUCGAGCUGCCAGAGGAAGUAGCAGAAGUAAGCGAAACUACUCCUGAAGGUAAGAUGAUUAAGAAGAAAACUAUAAAGAGGGUUAUUAAGCGUAAGAAGAGACCAAUUACAGAAACCACACAAAUAACCACUGAACAACAGGACGACCAAACACCAAUUAUAUCAGUACACACUACCGAAGAAUUCACAGAUGACACAGUUGCUCCAUUCGAGGAUACACAACUUUAUGACAAGGCUAAGAUCGUUGAGGAAGAACCAGAAAAAGUUGAAAUAUCUCAGGUUCGCACAGAAACUGGUCAAGUCAAAAAGAUAAAAACUACUAAGCGCGUCAUCAAAAAGGGCCCUAAGAAAGAAGUUACUGAAAUAACGACAAUCGAAAAAGAAGGUGAAGAGCCCAUUACGACGGUCACUAUUGCUCCAGCACCAGAAGAGGAGCAACCAACACCGAUAAAGACCAUCGAGCUGCCAGAGGAAGUAGCAGAAGUAAGCGAAACUACUCCCGAAGGUACGACGAUUAAGAAGAAAACUAUAAAGAGGGUUAUUAAGCGUAAGAAGGGACCAAUUACAGAAACCACACAAAUAACCACUGAACAACAAGACGAUCAAACACCAAUUAUAUCAGUACACACUACCGAAGAAUUCACCGAUGACACAGUCGCUCCAUUCGAGGAUACACAACUUUAUGACAAGGCUAAGAUAGUUGAGGAAGAACCAGAAAAAAUUGAAAUAUCUCAGGUUCGCACAGAAACUGGCCAAGUCAAAAAGAUAAAAACUACUAAGCGCGUCAUCAAAAAGGGCCCUAAGAACGAAGUUACUGAAAUAACGACCAUCGAAAAAGAAGGUGAAGAGCCUAUCACGACGGUCACUGUUGCUCCAGCACCAGAAGAGGAGCAACCAACACCGAUAGAGACCGUCGAGCUGCCAGAGGAAGUAGCAGAAGUUAGCGAAACUACUCCUGAAGGUAAGACAAUUAAGAAGAAAACUAUAAAGAGGGUUAUUAAGCGUAAGAAGGGACCAAUUACAGAAACCACACAAAUAAUUACUGAACAACAAGAUGAUCAAACACCAAUUAUAACAGUACACUCUAGCGAAGAAUUCACCGAUGACACAGUUGCUCCCUUCGAGGAUACACAACUUUAUGAAAAGGCUAAGAUCGUUGAGGAAGAACCAGAAAAAGUUGAAAUAUCUCAGGUUCGCACAGAAACAGGCCAAGUCAAAAAGAUCAGAACUACUAAGCGCAUCAUCAAAAAGGGCCCUAAGAACGAAGUCACUGAAAUAACGACCAUCGAAAAAGAAGGUGAAGAGCCCAUCACGACGGUCACUAUUGCUCCAGGACCAGAAGAGGAACAACCCACACUGAUUGAGAGCGUCGAGCUGCCAGAGGAAGUAGCCGAAGUUAGCGAAACUACUCCUGAAGGUAAGACGGUUAAGAAGAAAACUAUAAAGAGGGUUAUUAAGCGUAAGAAGGGACCUAUUACAGAAACCACACAAAUAACCACUGAACAACAAGACGACCAAACACCAAUUAUAUCAGUACACACUACCGAAGAAUUCACAGAUGACACAGUCGCUCCAUUCGAAGAUACACAACUUUAUGAAAAGGCUAAGAUGGUUGAGGAAGAAGCAGAAAAAGUUGAAAUAUCUCAGGUUCGCACAGAAACUGGCGAAGUCAAAAAGAUCAAAACUACUAAGCGCGUCAUCAAAAAGGGCCCUAAGAAAGAAGUCACUGAAAUAACGACCAUCGAAAAAGAAGGUGAAGAGCCCAUCACGACGGUCACUGUUGCUCCAGGACCAGAAGAGGAACAACCAACACUGAUUGAGAGCGUCGAGCUGCCAGAGGAAGUAGCCGAAGUUAGCGAAACUACUCCUGAAGGUAAGACGGUUAAGAAGAAAACUAUAAAGAGGGUUAUUAAGCGUAAGAAGGGACCUAUUACAGAAACCACACAAAUAACCACUGAACAACAAGACGACCAAACACCAAUUAUAUCAGUACACACUACCGAAGAAUUCACAGAUGACACAGUCGCUCCCUUCAAGGAUACACUACUUUAUGACAAGGCUAAAAUCAUCGAGGAAGAACCUGAAAAAGUUGAAAUUUCUCAAAUUCGCACAGAAACUGGGGAAGUUAAAAAGAUCAAAACUACUAAGCGCGUCAUCAAAAAGGGCCCUAAGAAAGAAGUCACUGAAAUAACGACCAUCGAAAAAGAAGGUGAAGAGCCCAUCACGACGGUCACUGUUGCUCCAGGACCAGAAGAGGAACAACCAACACCGAUUGAGACCGUCGAGCUGCCAGAGGAAGUAGCCGAAGUUAGCGAAACUACUCCUGAAGGUAAGACGGUUAAGAAGAAAACUAUAAAGAGGGUUAUUAAGCGUAAGAAGGGACCAAUUACAGAAAUCACACAAAUCACCACUGAACAACAAGACGACCAAACACCAAUUAUAUCAGUACACACUACCGAAGAAUUCACAGAUGACACAGUCGCUCCAUUGGAGGAAACACAACUCUAUGACAAGGCUAAGAUCGUUGAGGAAGAACCAGAAAAAGUUGAAAUAUCUCAGGUUCGCACAGAAACUGGCGAAGUCAAAAAGAUCAAAACUACUAAGCGCAUCAUCAAAAAGGGCCCUAAGAAAGAAGUCACUGAAAUAACAACCAUCGAAAAAGAAGGUGAAGAGCCCAUCACAACGGUUACUGUUGCUCCAGCACCAGAAGAGGAGCAACCAACACAGAUAGAGACCGUCGAGCUGCCAGAGGAAGUUGCAGAAGUGAGCGAAACUACUCCUGAAGGUAAGACGAUUAAGAAGAAAACUAUAAAGAGGGUUAUUAAGCGUAAGAAGGGACCAAUUACAGAAACCACACAAAUAACCACUGAACAACAAGACGAUCAAACACCAAUUAUAUCAGUACACACUACCGAAGAAUUCACCGAUGACACAGUCGCUCCAUUCGAGAAUACACAACUUUAUGACAAGGCUAAGAUCGUUAAGGAAGAACCAGAAAAAGUUGAAAUAUCUCAGGUUCGCACAGAAACUGGCGAAGUCAAAAAGAUCAAAACUACUAAGCGCAUCAUCAAAAAGGGCCCUAAGAAAGAAGUCACUGAAAUAACAACCAUCGAAAAAGAAGGCGAAGAGCCCAUCGCAACGGUUACUGUUGCUCCAGCACCAGAAGAGGAGCAACCAACACAGAUAGAGACCGUCGAGCUGCCAGAGGAAGUAGCAGAAGUGAGCGAAACUACUCCUGAAGAAACUGGCGAAGUCAAAAAGAUCAAAACUACUAAACGCAUCAUCAAAAAGGGCCCGAAGAAACAAGUAACUGAAAUAACGACAAUCGAAAAAGAAGGUGAAGAGCCCAUCACGACGGUCACUGUUGCUCCAGCACCAGAAGAGGAGCAACCAACACCGAUUGAGACCGUCGAGCUGCCAGAGGAAGUAGCAGAAGUGAGCGAAACUACUCCUGAAGAAACUGGGGAAGUUAAAAAGAUCAGAACUACUAAGCGCGUCAUCAAAAAGGGCCCUAAGAAAGAAGUUACUGAAAUAACGACAAUCGAAACAGAAGGUGAAGAGCCCAUUACGACGGUCACUUUUGGUCCAGCACCAGAAGAAAAGCAACCAACACUGAUAAAGACCAUCGAGCUACCAGAGGAAGUAGCAGAAGUUAGCGAAACUACUCCUGAAGGUAAGACGAUUAAAAAGAAAACUAUAAAGAGGGUUAUUAAGCGUAAGAAGGGACCAAUUACAGAAACCACACAAAUAACCACUGAACAACAAGACGAUCAAACACCAAUUAUAUCAGUACACACUACCGAAGAAUUCACCGAUGACACAGUCGCUCCAUUCGAGAAUACACAACUUUAUGACAAGGCUAAGAUCGUUAAGGAAGAACCAGAAAAAGUUGAAAUAUCUCAGGUUCGCACAGAAACUGGCGAAGUCAAAAAGAUCAAAACUACUAAGCGCAUCAUCAAAAAGGGCCCUAAGAAAGAAGUCACUGAAAUAACAACCAUCGAAAAAGAAGGCGAAGAGCCCAUCACAACGGUUACUGUUGCUCCAGCACCAGAAGAGGAGCAACCAACACAGAUAGAGACCGUCGAGCUGCCAGAGGAAGUAGCAGAAGUGAGCGAAACUACUCCUGAAGGUAAGACGAUUAAGAAGAAAACUAUAAAGAGGGUUAUUAAGCGUAAGAAGGGACCAAUUACAGAAACCACACAAAUAACCACUGAACAACAAGACGAUCAAUCACCAAUUAUAACAGUACACACUAGCGAAGAAUUCACAGAUGACACAGUCGCUCCCUUCGAGGAUACACAACUUUAUGACAAGGCUAAGAUCGUUGAAGAAGAACCAGAAAAAGUUGAAAUAUCUCAGGUUCGCACAGAAACUGGCCAAGUCAAAAAGAUAAAAACUACUAAGCGCGUUAUCAAAAAGGGCCCUAAGAAAGAAGUCACUGAAAUAACGACAAUCGAAAAAGAAGGUGAAGAGCCCAUCACGACGGUCACUGUUGCUCCAGCACCAGAAGAGGAGCAACCAACACCGAUAGAGACCGUUGAGCUGCCAGAAGAAGUAGCAGAAGUUAGCGAAACUACUCCUGAAGGUAAGACGAUUAAGAAGAAAACUAUAAAGAGGGUUAUUAAGCGUAAGAAGGGACCAAUUACAGAAACCACACAAAUAACCACUGAACAACAAGACGAUCAAACACCAAUUAUAUCAGUACACACUACCGAAGAAUUCACCGAUGACACAGUCGCUCCAUUCGAGGAUACACAACUUUAUGACAAGGCUAAGAUCGUUGAGGAAGAACCAGAAAAAGUUGAAAUAUCUCAGGUUCGCACAGAAACUGGCCAAGUCAAAAAGAUAAAAACUACUAAGCGCAUCAUCAAAAAGGGCCCUAAGAACGAAGUCACUGAAAUAACGACCAUCGAAAAAGAAGGUGAAGAGCCCAUCACGACGGUCACUGUUGCUACAGCACCAGAAGAGGAGCAACCAACACCGAUAGAGACCAUCGAGCUGCCAGAGGAAAUAGCAGAACAGACUGAAACGACGCCCGAUGGUAAGACAGUCACAAAGAAAACCACAAAGAGAAUCAUCAAGCGUAAGAAGGGACCACUUACUGAAACCACACACAUUACCACUGAACAAGUAGAAGAUGAGACACCUGUCGUAUCAGUACACACUACACAAGAAAUUACUGAUGAUACAACUACACCAUUUGAUAAAAAACACAAACCUAAGAAAGCUAGGGUCGUCGAAGAAGCUCCUGAGAAAGUCGAGAUUACGCAAGUACGUACCGAAACAGGUGAUGUGAAGAAGGUCAAAACUACCAAGCGCGUCAUUAAAAAGGGUCCAAAAGAACCAGUCACCGAAAUUACAACAAUUGAAAAGGAAGGUGAAGAGCCCAUCACAACAGUUACGGUUUCCCCAGCGCCAGAAGAAGAUCAAACGACACCGAUAGAAACCGUUGAGCUGCCAGAAGAGAUAGCAGAAGAAAUUGAAACUUCACCAGAAGGUAAGACAGUUACAAAGAAAACAACAAAGAGAACCAUUAAGCGUAUAAAGGGACCUCUUACAGAUACCACACAAAUCACCACAGAACAAGUAGGCGAUAAUACACCUAUCAUAUCAGUACACACUACACAAGAAUACACAGAUGACACCACAACACCGCUUUUCGACACACACACACUUGAAACAGCUAGGAUCGUUGAGGAAGCUCCCGAAAAGGUAGAGGUGACUCAAGUUCGCACUGAUACCGGCGAAGUAAAAAAGGUCAAAACUACUAAGCGCGUCAUUAAAAAGGGACCUAAAGAACCGGUGACUGAAAUUACAACAAUUGAAAAGGAAGGUGAAGAGCCCAUCACAACAGUUACGGUUUCCCUAGCGCCAGAAGAAGAUCAAACGACACCGAUAGAAACCGUUGAGCUGCCAGAAGAGAUAGCAGAAGAAAUUGAAACUUCACCAAAAGAUCUUGAACCUGUAGGUCCCAGUUCGGUGGAAGAAAAGAAGACUAAGAAGCCAAAGAAGAAAGUUAAGACAGAACUGGUACCAAGCAAGCCGGUAGAUGAAAAACCAGUUGAAGAAAAUGAAGUCACAGCACAUAACGGGGAAGAAAAACAACCCUUACCCCUUAAGAAAAAAUUGACACCGUUAAAAAUAGAAAGGGUAUCUUUGGAUGUUAAUAAAGCUCAGUUUGCUGAACAAGUAGAAGGACCACAAUUUACAAAAUUAAAGUUGAAAAAACCUGUACAAAAACCUAAAGCUGAACAGUCAACAGUAACGUUACCUAAAUUCCAAUUAAAAAGUCGAAUUAAACACAUAACCGACUGGCCACCGGAAGAAUUGCAACCAAUCAUCAGUUAUUUAAACAGUGUCCGACAAAAUGGAGAGCUGUCAAGAAACAUCAAGGAAGCAGCUAAAAUUAAGAAAAAACCACUUAAACUUAAGAAAAUUGAUGCUGAAAGACCCGACUUGGAAAAGCCAGAAGAAUUCGAAUUCUCUUCAAGCAAAGAUGUUCCCGAAGAAAUACAGGAAAUACCAAAAGCAGUACCUAAAGAAAAAGAAAUAAAGCCUGUGGAAAUUUCUAAAGAUCAGAAAGAAAAAGUAGUACCAGGAUCAGAUAAUGCUGAAAAACCAAAGAAACCUAAGCCAAAACUUAUUCCACAAAAAAUUGAAAGGAAAGUUCUUGAGAUGGAUAAACCACAGCAUGCUGAAUGUGUUGAUGCACCUCAAUUUAACCAAAUCAAGCUUAAGAAAACUAUCGCGAAACCCAAGCAAGAUAGCGCUAACGUAUCUCUUCCUAAGUUCCAACUAAAGAGUCGUAUAAGAUACGUGACAGAUUGGCCCCCAGAUACUAUAGAGCCCAUCAUAAGCUUUUUAGGUAGUGUUCGUCAGAAUGGAAUACUAUCGAGAAACGUACAAGAGGCUGCUAAAAUUAAGAAAAAACCCAUUAAACAACCUAAGUUACCAGAGGUUGUAAAAACUGAACUCGAAAAGCCCAGUUUUGGCCGGGAAGAUAUAGUAGAAGCCGUAAAGCAAAGCGUUCAAGAGGAGGAUGAUGUUUCUGUCGAGGAACCAAAAGAUGAGCAUGCUGAAUUCACCAUAAACAGGCGCCCGAGCGUCAAAAUACUCGAAGAAAUUGUCGAUGAAGUUACAAUUAAAAAGAAAUUGAAACCAACAAGGAAGCCUUCCGUGACAUUGCCUGAAAUAACAGAACCAGAAACAGUUACAUUUAGGCCUAAAUCAACUAAAACAAAGGAAGACGUCGAACAAGAGUUCAAUAUCCAAUUAGAUUCAUACGCUGAGGAGGAAAUUUCUAUGUCAAGUAAAGUAAAAUUAAAGCCGCAAAGACAGCCAACCUUUAGCGAAGAAGCUGGAGAAGCUUCAAUCAAGUUCUACGAAGAAGAGGAUGGGCCAGAUGUAGUUGAAAUAAUAGAAAGCGAAGACGAAAAGGAGGACGAAACCGCGAACGUAAUGAUGCCAAUGAAAAAGAAGCCAAAGAAGCCUGUUACUGAAACUACAGAAGAUAUCAGCGUAACGAUGACUAAGCCAAAGUCUAUUGAUAGGUCAGAAAUUAUAGAAGAUGUUAGCAUAAAACUGGAAAGAAAACCCAAAUAUGUAAUUGAUGACCAGGAAGAAGUUACCUUUGACGUAAAACAGCAAGUAGAACAGUUUUCAACAGAAGAGUUGUCUUUGUCGAGUAAGAUAAAACUGAAACCAAAGAAAAAAGUGGUGGUGUCUGAAGCAGCUGACGAGCAUUCUAUACAACUAACUCAAGAAAUCGAAGACGACAGUCAGGUAGAAGAAAUUAUACUUAGCGAUGUCGAAUCUGAAGAAAAUGUACACAUGUUUAUCAAACGAAAACCUAAGAAACCUACAUAUGAAGUCAGUGAGGUAGAAGAAUUGAGCGUCGAACUUAAGCCAAAAAGAAUGAACGAAAUAGAAUUUGAGGACGAACAGUUAACAAUUUUAGCUAAACGAAAGCCUAGGAAACCAUCGCAACUUCAAGAAGCAGAGGCCUCAAUGAAAAUUUCAAGGGAAAUCGAUUUCCCAGACACUCCACUAGAUGUACGAAGUGGCGACACUGUCUUUGCGGUAUACUCGUACGUAGCAGAAACAGAUGAGGCUAUCAACCUUGUCGAAGGCGAACGUUUAUACAUACUGGAAACAACGAACCAGGACUGGUGGUUUGUCCGCAAACACCUCACUGAAGAGAAAGGUUUUGUCCCUGCCCAGUAUUUAAUGGAUGAAGAAAACUAUACUUUGUACCUACAAAAGAAAUUAAAUGAGAAGAUUGACAAGCUCCCAGUAUUUGAAAAACCUACACCCGAGGAACAAGCCAUAGCUCCUAUAUUCGUAGAGAAACUACGUCCAAAACACACUCCAGAUGGUUCAACUGUGCAAUUUGAAUGCCAAGUGGAAGGAUUUCCGAGACCACAGAUUACGUGGUUCAGACAAACGGCUAUCAUUAAACCAUCUCAAGAUUUCCAAAUGUACUACGACGAUGACAAUGUCGCCACUCUGGUUAUUAGGGAAGUUUUCCCUGAAGAUGCAGGCACAUUUACCUGUGUGGCUAAAAACGCUGCAGGCUUUGCGUCGAGUACUACUGAACUCAUAGUAGAAGCUCCUCUCUCAGAUCAUGGAUCGGAAAUGACAAUUUUAUCCAGAAAAAGCUUAUCGAGGGAAUCAUCUUUGGCUGAUAUUUUAGAAGGUAUACCACCAACUUUCUCUAAGAAACCAAAGGCUCAAUAUGUCAACGAAGGCUCACAGAUCUUCCUUGAAUGCAGACUGGUUGCUAUUCCAGAACCAGACAUAGCAUGGUUCUUUAAAGGAGAAGAAAUUGUACCUGAUGAAAAUAUUUCUAUAGCUACUGAGUCCGACAUGCAUAUGUACUGCAGUGUUCUAAAAAUAUCCAAUGUCAAGAAAUUGCAAGAAGGCACUUACACUGUACUAGCGGUAAAUAGAGAAGGUGAAGCCAGUCUACCGAUCGUUCUUAAGAUAAAAACGGGUCAAAAAGAGAAACCGCAGGUUAUAGAACCAUUGAAAAGUUUAACAAUUAGGGAAGGCGAAAGUGUAGUUCUUUCUGCUCAAGUGGUUGGCAACCCUCAACCUACUGUGACGUGGCAUAGAAACAAUAAACCUAUACCGUCACUGCCUACUAAAUCGGAUGGCGAGACUCACAAUGUAACAAUAAUUAAACCUCGAAAAGGAAAGGAUGACGGCGUGUAUACACUCAAGGCUGUCAAUAGUGAAGGAACUGCUGAAACAAGCGCCGUUAUCACUAUUGAAGAACCAACAGAAGAAAACGCAGAGCCACCGUUAUUUAUUAACCGGUUCCAGGAAAUUACAGUCAAGGAAAAGGGUACUAUUCGACUACCUGCUAAAGUCACUGGCAAUCCCGUUCCUUCGAUUACAUGGUAUAGAAAUAAUAAAAUCAUCACACCUUCGGAAACAGUAACUCAAAAAUUCGAUGGUGAGAAUAUUGAAUUAGUGAUUACCAACGUCGAUUCCGAAAUUGACUCCGGAGAUUACAAAUGUGUAGCAUCAAACAGUGCUGGUAAAGCAUCACAUGGAGCACGGGUUACUAUUGACGUAGAAAAGGUCACGUUUGUUAAGAAGUUAAGAAACACUUAUGAAACUGAAGAAGGAAAGACAAUAAUUUUAGAAUGCCAAACUUCUCAUACAGUGUCUACAAAAUGGUAUCAUAAUGAUAAAGAACUAAGCGGAAUGGAUCAUAGAGAAAUAAUACAAGAGGGCCGUACCCAUAAAUUGCGUAUUAAAAAGACUAAAUUGACAGAUAUAGGUGUAAUUAAAUGCGUAGUAAAAGACCAAGAAACCAGUGCAAAACUUCAAGUACAUGAAACUAUUCCGGAAUUCACACGCAAGCUGCAAGAUUUUGAAGUAAAAGAGAAAGAUGUGGCUAUUUUAGAGGUUGAAAUAAAUUCGGAGACAGCAGAUGUUAUUUGGGAAAGAGAUGGUGAAAAAAUUAAGCCGAAGAAGAAUAAAUAUGAACUAGAGAAGCGCGGGAAUGUCCGGAAACUGCUUAUACGAAACACUUCAGUUCACGACGAAGGUGAAUAUACUUGCAUUCUUCGUGACGACAUGUGUACUGCGGAAGUAACUGUGGUAGAAUUACCGCCAGAAAUAAUUUCACGUCUCCAAGACCAAAAAGUUAACAAAGGAAACAAAGCCACAUUUGAAAUUGAACUUACGAAAGGUGACGCCUUAGUGCAAUGGUUUAAAGAUGGAGAAGAGAUUCAGUUCUCUAACCACAUGCAGCUUACAAUUGACGGUAAGAAACAAAAAUUAAAAAUAUACGAUUGUGACGAUAAUGAUGCGGGGGAAUAUGCUUGCGAAGUCGGAAGUGAUAGAUGCUCUGCUAAACUUUUUGUUGAAGAACCUUCGGUUGACUUUACUCUACGUCUUCCGGAAGUGAUCACAGUUCCUGCAAACACUGACGCGUACUUGACAGUUGAAAUACCGGAUGAAAAUUACGAGGUCACCUGGUAUAGAAAGAAAACCAUUAUAGAAGAUACAGAAAAGUUUACCCUAAUAUCCGAUGUUAAAAAACGUACUCUCAUAAUUAGGAAGUGUACCGAAGAAGAUCAAACUGAAUAUACUGUGUCUCUGCUUGACGCAAAAUGUUCCACCAAAUUAAAAGUUGAAGUCAUCGAAUCUCCACCUAAAAUCAUUAACUUCGAGAAUGAAUACAAAAUAAAGAGGGGUGGCGACGUAACCCUUUUAGUUCAAUAUGAUGCGCUACCACAACCGGUCGAUGAAUGGGUGGUCAAUUCUAAGAUAAUUAAGAAAUCGAAACAUACAAAACCAUCCAUUGAUUCCGAAAGUGCCAGUCUUACAAUUAAAAAAGUUGAGAAUACUGAUGCUGGAACAUACAAACUACGUCUUAUUAACAACUGCGGUGAAGCCGAAGUCGAAAUAAACGUAGUUGUUAUGGAUAUUUCAUCGCCGCCAGGAAAACCCACACCAUUAGAAACAGAUGAUACAUCAAUAAACAUCUGUUGGAAUGAGCCGGAAAAUAAUGGUAACUCCGUAAUAAUAUGUUACAUAGUUGAAUUCCAGGAGAUAAAUACCACGGAGUGGACAUCCAUUGAAAAUGUCACUAAAACUCAACAUUCUGUAGAUAACCUAAAGUCUAAAUCAUCAUAUAGAUUUAGGAUAUUUGCAGUCAAUGAAGUAGGCGUUAGUGAAGCUUCAGAUAUAUCAGAAUAUGUAGUGGUUGAAAAGGUGACCAAGAAACAACCACCUUCUGUUGAGAAACCACUAAAGGAUAUUAUCAUAGGACCUAAUGAAGAUGUAGAAUUAUCGUGUAUUUUCGGUGGCAUUCCACAGCCUAAGGUUGCAUGGUCUAAGGAUGGUAAAAAGCUUAAAACCGCUAAAGCUAGUUAUGACAACAGAGUUGCGACCCUUGUUGUCACUUCCACAGCAACCUCAGAAGGACAGUACAAAUGUACCGCUUCUAACGAUCUUGGUGAAGUAGAAACAACGUGUUUGUUAGAAAUUCAACAAAAACCAAUAAUAAUUGUACCCGAAAAAGAAAUAAACCAAAGGCUUAAAGUAGAUGAAGAAUGGUCUGCAACUGCUACAUUCGAAGGUAUACCAAAGCCUAACAUAAUAUGGUACAGAAACGGAACUAGAAUAGAUAGCAGCAAAGAGUUGGAAAUAAUUACAACAGAGACGACGAGCACUAUAAGGAUACGUAAACUGGAUCGAUCAUAUUCAAGCAAAUAUACUGUGGAAGCACAAAACAAAGCGGGCAGUAAUUCAAUAGAACUAUCGCUUAAAGUUUACGACAAACCUAGCAAGCCCGAGGGUCCAGUUAUCAUGCGAGAGAUUAGUCGCGAGUCUGUAACUAUUGAAUGGAAGCCUCCCGUCGAUGACGGUGGUUUAGAACUGACUAAAUACGCCAUUGAAAAACACGAGCCAGACACAAACGAGUGGGUGAAGGUCGCAGACGUCGACAAGACCGUAGAAACAUACUGCAUACAGCGACUAAACGAGAACUGCGAGUAUAUGUUCCGAGUGAUGGCCCAGAACCCAAUUGGAUAUUCUGAAGCAUUAGAGAGCGAGCCUAUAGUCAUCAAACACGCUUUAGAUGUACCAUCACCACCUUUGGGACCCCUUGGCAUCUACGGCAUCAGCAGUGAUUCUUUGACGAUCACCUGGUACCCGUCUGAGAAGAACGGCGGCUCUCCGAUCCUAGACUACAGCGUGGAAGUAAAGCAAGAAGGCAAGAAGUGGAAGCACGUCGCUACAGUGACCAAAACAACGGCCAAAAUUGAAAAGUUGACCGUCAAUGUCACUUAUGAGUUCAGAAUAUGCGCUAGAAACGAGAUUGGUAGCAGCCUACCAUACACAUCAGACGAGAGAGUGACAAUAGGCCAGACGCGUUCCCCGCCGUCCCAGCCGCUAAAGUUCGUGAUCAAGGACGCCACGUCGAGGUCUGUCACACUACAAUGGGCUGCGCCGGAAAGCGACGGUGGAAGCGCGAUAACCAAUUACAUUAUAGAAUACAAGACUGUGAAAGGUAGCUCAUGGAGCAAGGUUAUAACCGUUGGUGGCUCAGUGUACGAGCACUGCAUAGAGAACAUCAAGGACAAGGAGAUUGUGUUCAGGAUAUCGGCUGAGAACGCAAUUGGAGUCGGUCCGGCUACUGAGUCACAGACAGUGCACUUGGAGAAGCAUGCAACUGUGCCAUCGCCGCCGACAGCGCCGCUAGAGAUCAGAACUGUCGGCAGCAACAUCGUGAUGACAUCAUGGGGCACGCCCGAAUGGGACGGAGGUGCACCCCUGCAGGGUUACAACAUCGCCAUCCGUGACGUCACCAAGACUAUGUGGAUGGAGGUCGGCAAGGUCGACGCGAAUACGCUUAAGUUCAACAUCAGGGACUUGAGCGAGGACCAUACGUAUAUGAUCAGGAUAUACGCGCGGAACGAGAUAGGGCUCAGCGAGCCACUCGAAUCUGACGAGCCAUUCAAGGUCCUACCUGGAGAAGGAGAAUCACACGGAGACGAGGAGCUGGGCGAGCACACAGAAGCCACCGAGCCCACAUCAUUCAGCACCCAGACCACGACCUCGUGGAUGCGCGAGCACAACAUGGACGCAGAUAUCCGCUCGUACGCGCGCGGAUCCUUGCUCCGCCGCGACGAGUACUUCUUCAGAAUAUGGCACUACGCCAAGCAGCUCUUCAAGUGACACCAACGCGGCACCAAACCAGCACCUGUGAUAUUUAAAACGACAUAGUUCGCGGAUAGUAGAAGCGUCCAUCCUUUUAUAAUUUUAUAACAGUUUUUGUAGCGAUACAUAAUUUAUUUUAGAUAAGGUUAAAUUAUUUAUUUAUUUUAAUUCAUUGCCUUACACGGUUCGAGUCGCAUCCGAUAACGUUGGGAGACGUGUUAAAUAUAGGUGCAAAAUAUUUAUUCGAUAAAUCGAAUGAGGCUCGAAUUUACGUCAGGUUUUAUUUGAAAUUGAAUAUUAUUUAUUAUAUAAGUGCAAUUAUAAA
Molecule: messenger RNA, 49618 nt
Organism: Cydia amplana
Lineage: Eukaryota; Metazoa; Arthropoda; Insecta; Lepidoptera; Tortricidae
Gene: Kettin
Product: titin
Exons: 52
Coding region: 361-49311 (16316 amino acids)
Molecular function (GO): protein binding
Source: RefSeq, a predicted model, not a curated record